ACAGCUGACCCCACAAUUCCUACUGGUUUCUAGUCACGAGGCGAAAAUGUUCUGGCCGUUUUUUUUACGUCACCGGGCAAACCGCUUUAGCUUGCGUAGGGAAAGCCAGACGAGAGAAGGGCGAGGGAGGAGCCCCGGGGACAAAAGUCUUUCCUGACGGGCGGAAGGAGAGGCUGACGGGUGUGGCUAAGCUAAAAAGCAACGGCUGUGAGAGACUGGCUGCGACGAGAGCGUGACGUAAAAAGGAGGCGGGGCCCGCGCGUGCCAGUAAAGCUAGGGCAGCGGACAGCUGGCGGGUGGCGUGAACUGCUCUUUAAGGGCCCAGUGCCUGUGGUUGACAAAGACACUUCCGGCUUCUUAUUGCGGUUCGAAUCCUCUUGAUGAGGGACUAGAGCUUUGGAAGUACAUAGGAAUCAAUGUAAAACGGCAUACAAACAGCAACUCUAAAACGAAAAGCAGAUUUCUUAAGAGGUUGCAUGGCUUUGCGGUGAUCAUACCUCUGUUCCCCUCAUUCUGCGCUCAAAGUAGAGAAGUUAUAAGCAGGUUUCACGUUAAAUACUAUACAUUUAAAGCGUAUUUCCCGCCACCCCAAAUAAUCAUUUUCCUUUACAUUUCUAUCCCCAUGCUUUUUAGGUAGUCCCUUUCCGUAAGCGUGCACCCAGUCUUCUUUUAAUUGAUUGUAUGCCGCUGUACUGGAAUCCGAGUAAAUAAAGAAACAGUGCUGUGUAAAAUGGUUAGAGUUUAAGACUGGGGUAUGGAAGACCAGGAUUCAAAUCCUUACUGAGCAUGUUGCUCAGAUUGCCUCAGUCACUCUCUGUAGCUUUGCUCAUGAUAAUGUGUCAUUUGUGGAAUCUUUUGUUGUUGACCAACAUUCGGCCUUGCUCUGUUUAGUUUUGAGUAGAUAUGCAUAGUGGGAUCAGUGGUGCUGCUAAUGCAAGGAUCUGGGUGAAAAAGAGUUCUGGACCUGUAACAGAAAGAUAGCGCUCUGUGCGUGUAAUCAAGCUGUUUGUGUGGCUCUGCUAUUUUCAUUUGGGUCUACAAAAGAGAAACAAUAGUUUUAUUCCCUACUGCGAAUGCUUUAACUACUCUGAGCAUGACUAAUGUUGGAUGCAAUCCAAUAUAACUGCAACAGAGCAUUACAUUUCAUACAUCUGCUGAAGUUUAUGUUCACUUAAGAUUGUGCUAUAACAAUUUGCACAGUAGCACAAUGCAACCUAGAUUUAAUCCUUAAAAAUUAAAUGGAUUUAUUCCCAGGCAAAUGUCUGCAAUCCUAAUUUGGUAAGCCCGAUUGUAGCCAAGAGGCUCCACCUCUGUGUAUGCAUACACUGUUGUUUUUAAAUAAAUGUUUCUUAAAUUUUGAGAAUACAACCCCAAAUAAUCAAUAGGAUAUACUAAUCAAGCAAAGGAAUAUGUAAAAAGAAAAGAAAAAAAACCCAAUAAGCCCGCACUGUUAGCGCCCCUGAAAACUCUUGUCUCUCUUCUCCGUUCGCCAACCAAUAAGCGAGCGGAGGGCUCGAAAUGGGCGUGGCGCGAUGGCGGAGGUGCCGCGUGAGGGGAGUGGGCGUAGCCCGGCGCGCGGAGACCCGGGAGGCGUGGCCUCCGCAGCGGCUUCUAGUCGCCUUUCCCCUCCCCUCCCCCCCUCCGGCACUUGUGAGUGACAGGCGGGAGUUCAGGAGCUGCGAGGACGCCGAGUCGCCGUUGCCGCCGCCAAACCGUGGAAGAAGAAGCCGCUUUUUCGCCGCCCGGAGCGCUGCUUCUGCCGCCUCCUCCCCUUCUUCCUCCUCCUCUCUUACGCAGUACUAUGAGGCGGCCCUGACGGGGGGCGCCGCAGCCCGCCCGCCCUGCCCCCCUUCCCCCCCUCCUCGUCCCCCCCUCGCUCCCAGCCCCCUGUCCUCGCCUCAGCCCAGCCCAACGAAGCCCGGCGCGGCGGCGGGGUCAGGGCUCCCCACCCGCCCCCCGAUGACUGCGGCAAACUGCGGCGGCGCCAACGACGAGUUCGACUUCAGGCUCAUCUUCGGGGAGGACGGGCAGCAGCCGGGCCCGGGGCCGCCGCCGUCGACGACGACGCCACUGCCACAGCCGCUUGGGCCUGCCGCCGCCUCAGCAGGUGCGUCUCGCCGACCAGGCUGGCUCGCCUGUUGCCCUCUGGCUCGGCCGGGGGCGGGGGGGAGGCGGCAGCUUUGCAACUCCUUCCAGCCGCUUCGGACGCGACGGGGCUUCGGGGAGGUGCGGCGGGGUAGGGGGAGAAGAUUGCCACCAACCAAGUCCUACUCGGAGCAGAGCAGUGGGAAUUAACGGACCUGAAUUAGUCACGCCCUUUUAUUUCGUUGGGACUACUCCGAGCAGGUCUUGGUUGGCUGCAGCCCUUGAUUUCCCUACCCGAGUUGCGCUGGCCUUAGGGUUGGUGAGGAGUGUGCGCCUGAUGGUGGCCCUGCGAUUCAGCGCACGUUUAAUUUGUCUGUAAUUAAUAAAUUCUGCUGUAACAGAAGCCCCCCAAAAGAUUUUUGCGGAACUUUGAAGCCUGAUAACAAACUUCUCCGAGUAGACGAGUGUAAGGUUACUCAGGAGUAAGGCCCAGUGGUCACAGGGUCGGCGUGCGUAGGAUCCGGGUCACAGGGCGUGGCUGCUGUGUAUAUAUUGUGGACGCAUAGAGUAAGCCCCUUUUGGUUCCACUGACUUGAUUCUGCGUAAGUGUAUGUUAAGUUACUUGGAAGAAAGUGACAUUGACCCCAGUGACAAAAUUGAUGUGCGUGGAAUUGGACCACGAGGUCAUGAGCGAGGAACUCUUGACGGAAUAAAUUUAUUCGAGAUUAAGAGUGAAUCCUAUUGGAACCCAUAUCUACUAAAAAAAUUAAUAAACAUGGUCAAAUCUUCUUCAGGAUCAGUGUGCGUAUGAUCAAGCUGCAUGUCUAUUUGGUUCAAUUCAGUGACUUAAAUAUAUGCUUGGGGCAAUCCAUAAUAAGCCUACAUGGGAAUAGAUCUUGUUGGACCUAGUGGGACGUGAUUCAGAGUAAGCACACAUAGGAUUCAGCCAUAUGUCUGCUGUAAAUGCUACGCACAUUUCACUAGUGAGUAAUUGUUAUUUUUUUAGGUAACACUAGCAGGACAGGUGCCUGCUUGGAGGAGCGUACAAACUAAAAUUGGGCUCACUUCUGAGUGUAAAAAAUGAAUACAAUUGUAUGCACUCUCAGGGGACAAAGUAGCAUUGAACUCUGUAACUAUGCAUAGGAUUUGACUCUUACGGUAGCUUCAGUCUUUCGUACAUUUUCUUCAAAGCAAGUCCCAUUGAACUUUAUACUCUUGUUAUGGAAUUCUGGACAUUCUCUCCCACCCCACCCCACCCCAUCGGUUCUCUUCCCCACAAAUGCUCAAGGACAGAUGGAUCAGAGAAUGAAGCUUGCUUCUGAGUAAGCAUGAAUAAGAUUGUUAGUUCUCCAGGUCCUGAAUGAGGAAAGAAUAAUGAAUGUUUUGUUUGGGCUCAAAGAUCCCAGAAAGUGUUGUGAGAUGUUGAACUCUUGGUAAGGGAGACUGUAUAUAUCCUGUUUGGAAACUUCUGUGAAGCUGAUAGAAAAUAACUUGGGUUGAACAUAGUGUAUUUUGCACAUAUGAGGCAGCUGUAUACUGAACUGGUUCAUGUAGCCCACUAUUGCUGCCUCUGACUGGCAGUGACUCAGGCCAGAGGUUUUCCCCAGCUUUGUCAUAUGAGAUCCUCUUAACUGUCAGGGAUUGAACUUAGGACCUCAGCACAUGAAAAACACAUCCUCUACUACUGAGCUAUGAACUCUGUGUUCUUGGAGGUUCCUGCGGCGUUAAGGCAGCAGACGGGUAGUGAGAGGGGUGGUUGGAGGUUGUAUCUGGAGUUGUCUUUGCAUACGAAAAGGGGUGGGUGGUUGGGGUGCCCAGCUGUAAUAUUUCAUUGAUAAAGCAAAUUUCAAAUGGUCAUUAAGUGAGCUGAACUGAGGAUUCUGUAGCCAGCUUUUAUUUGAAUGGUUGGUGCUUUUACAAACUGAUGUUAAAUCAAAUACCAAACUUAGCAAAUUUAAGCCUCAAACCAAGAAGCCUACUGGGAGAGCUGGCAUUCAGACUAUUUAUUUGUGAUGUGGUCUGUUAGUUCCAUAACUUUCUGGGAAGUCACUGGUUUAUGAUUCUGUUUUCUGGAGGUGUUUGGUUUAUUUUGGGCAGUUUCUUUAAGGUAGUUUAUUUAUGGCAGGUGGGAUAACGAAGUAAUUUAGUGUAUAUGGUCUGUAAGAAUUAUGCAAGUACUAUAAUGAAAAAAAUGUAGGAAGUUUCUAUCCUCCAAGAAAAAAAAUAUAGAAAAAUAAACCACAAUAAACACAAGAGAAGUCAACUACAAAAAAAUAAAUAAAAAAAAUACAACAUUCCUCUGGGGGACACAAACCUGAACAGACUAGUCUGCUAUGCCAAAGGCUAUGCAGUAGUGUGAAAAUGGAGGAAUUGGUGGUGAAUCUGUCAAGCUGUUGUCUUAGGAAGUAAACUGCUUGUGGAAGAUAAAUGCUGUAUUUACUCGAGUUUAAUGCGCCAUCAAAUCUAAUGCACACCUCAGUUUUCAGAACCUUGAAACCAAAAACAUAUUUGUUGGCGAAUGUAAAUGUGCCAUUGAGUGUAAUGCACAGCUUAAUUUUUGCAAUGUUAUUUGGCCAGAAAAAGUGAGCAUUAGAUUUGAGUAAAUACGGUAUAUUCAAAUCACCUUGGCCCUCAGUGGUCCUGAAAGCUGCAUACCUAGAAUUGAGGAAUCCUGAAGUGCCUUAGUGAAAUAAGUGCAACAGGGUCUCAAUAGCAUGUGCGUGAUGAUUAUGAACAAGCUGCGAAAAAGGAAAUAAAGAGCAAGUGUAUGAAGGAACUGAAACUGGCAGUAUUUUGAUGAAAGCCUCUGUGAAGAUUAUGGACAUUUUGAGGCAGGUUACUUCUAAAGAAGAGCACAGUGUAAAAUAUCCUUUUAUCAUUCAAUGAAUCCUUGACCAAGUUAUAUGUUAGUGAUGGUAACAGUAAUCUUGUUUGUACUGUGUUGUUGAAGAAUAUUUGUAUAACGUGCAUAGAACUUGAUUAUGGGCACAAUCAUAGAACUGUAGUGUUGGAAGGUACCCCCAAGGGUUAUCUAGUCCAACCCCCUGCAAUGGGGCUAAAGAAUCACAGACAGCUAAAGAAUCACAGACAGAUGGCCAUCUAACCUCCCUUCAACUUCCAGUGAAGGAGAGUUCGCCACGUUCUGAGGAAGUUGGUUUCAAUACAGGCAGACUAUAUGGUAAUCCAGUAUUAAACUGUUUAGUGCCUUAAAAGUUAAUUUGAGCAUGGAAAUGCAUUGUUAGCCACUUAUUUUUGUGAAAUGAAUAACUUACGAAUCUCUUAAAACAUAGCAUAACCACAUACCCCCAAGAAAAAAAUGAAGGAAGCAAGGAAUAAGGCUAACGCUUUAGGAUGUUAGUGAAGAUGAUACGCAAAUAGCACAUGGCUAUUUUGGGAAGUCUAGUUUUGAAAAUGCACUUCAUGUUUUUAAAAAUAUACUAGAAAAAACUGUUUAAAAAAAGAUCGGCAAGUAUUGUUGAUUCAAAUGACCUGCUUCAACGUGAUUUGUUCAUCAGGUUCAGUAUUCUUAAUCUUUAAUUGACUUGUAAAUUAGCUGCAUUCCUCAUAAGAAUUCCCAUCAGGUGAAUAGGCAUGAACGUUUUUCUAAUUUGGAAUAGUUACUGUUAUUAGUUUAAUGCUUGCUUUUUCAGAAAAGUUAUUUGCAGGGUAAAAAUAAACAUUAAAACAAGAACCUAAAAUGCUUACCCCAUUAGAAAGAUGAGUAGAAGAAGAGGCAGUAAACCUAUCUAUGGACCCCCCAAAUUGAGGACCAAAAGCCUGGGUGAAUAAGAAUAUUUUUUCCUGGCGUUUAAAAGCAGAUAGUGAUGCUGCCAGGCUUGCCUCCCUGAGAAGAGCAUUUCUCCAAGCUUCUCCCCUUCAUUUAAACCCUACGACAACCCUGUGAGGUUAUGCUGAGAGGUAGUAACUGGCCCAGCAAGCUUCAUGGCCAAGUGGGGAUUUAAACUCAGGUGCUAGUCAGACACACUAACCACUAUAUCAUACUGACGUUAGCAAGUGGCAAGUGCCAUAACUGUCCUUUCCUUCACACUUGCAAGAUUUCUUUCCUUGUGUUCUUUAAAGUCUUCAGUAAAAUUGUACAUACUGGCUGCCACUGGGCAGCUCCACUUAUGAAGCACCAUUGCAAGUAGCACAAAGGCAAAUCCUCUGCAUUAGCACCUCAUCAUUUUGUUUUGCUUAAUUUUACUUUAAUAUAUUUCAAGUUUUGUGUUUCCUUUCAUUUAUAAAAGAGUGCACAUUUGCUGCAUGUGUGGACAGGAUAUUGUGCGUUGAAAGGGAACUUGCAGGAAUAUGAUGUAAAGUUGAGCCAUGCCUUGUGGUGAAAGGCUGUGUAUCUGCAUGCAAGUGAUAGAAUCAGGAAGUAUUUAAAGAUAACUCAACUGGGACGCUAUAGGUCCAGUGUAACUAAAGUAAAAGGUAAAGGUACCCCUGCCCGUACGGGCCAGUCGUGUCCGACUCUAGGGUUGUGCGCCCAUCUCACUUAAGAGGCCGGGGGCCAGUGCUGUCCAGAGACACUUCCGGGUCACGUGGCCAGCGUGACGAAGCUGCUCUGGCGAGCCAGCACCAGCGCAGCACACGGAAACGCCGUUUACCUUCCCACUAUAAAGUGGUACCUAUUUAUCUACUUGCACUUAGGGGUGCUUUCAAACUGCUAGGUGGGCAGGAGUUGGGACUGAAAGACGGGAGCUCACCCCGCCGCGGGGAUUCGAACCGCCGACCAUGCGAUCGGCAAGCCCUAGGCGCUGAGGUUUUACCCACAGCGCCACCCGCGUCCCGCCAGUGUAACUAGAUGUUCCUUAAUAAUUGGAUAUGAAUAGAGGGAUUUUAAAGUUGAGAUGAACUGUUUCUUAAAUAUUCCUUUUCAGCCUGGAUAGGUUCCCCAAACACUUUAUGGCUAAAAUCCAUACAAAUUACAAUUUAAUUAGGGACACGGUGGUGACAUGCGUGUUGGGGGAGCAGUCUUUGGCCCUUAGAAAUUGAUGCCACAGUCCAGGUCCCAGGCUUUUCCCACCAAAGGAAAAUGGUUUAAAAAACUAAAGAUUGACUCAGGGACUGGGUGAUCAUAAAUUUAAACCCACAGAAGUCUUCCCUCUGUUGAUCUUCUUUCUUUAUUCUUUCUUUGGUGAUCACUUGUAGCUGUGUAAGAUUGUCUUCCAUGAACACAGUCUUAACAGUGAGUCCAUAAGUGGCUGUGGAGACCAACUCUGCAUCCACACGUCCUUCCACAUUGGGGACAUAGGUUUCCAGGCGGGAGUUGAUCAUGGUGAGGGUUUGCCAAAUGUGCCUUCCUCUUAGCUUGUUUUUCCGUUUCGUCCUACAGUCUUCUAGACCCUGUCAUCACACCAGUAUCUAUAUACCAAGCCUUUGUUCUUGUUAAAUAUUGUAGAAUGUUCUUACUAAAUAUGAUUUUUGGCAGCAAAAUGUGUUUAACUGGCUAAAAUCAGGUAGCUAUGGUAGUUCAUCUGUACAGAAUUCAGAGUUAUAAAACUGGUAUGUGCAGAAACCCAUUACUGACAGUACUGCUGAAAGAGGCUGCUAAUAAAAAAAGGACUGAGGCUAAAAUAGCUUGAACUGUUUAUGUAUUGACAUUUUGUAAAAGUUCAAAGUUAUUUAUUGGAAGUGCAAGGUUGUUUUUUUGGCUGCUCUUUGAGGAUUGUGGCAGUUUUAAUGAAGGGGAUGAAGAGUUUGACAGGGUAGUAUUGUAUUUAUAAGCUCACACUGCAAGCUUCUUCAUAUUGUAAACGACUUAACACUUUUUGUGGAUGACUACUUAAAAUAAGCCCCACAUAAUUAGUUCCAGUGUUAGUCUGUUCGCACUGAUUGUUGCUGCCUUUGUUUGUAUCUAUCCAUUUGCAUUUAUGAAAAAAGUGCCUUACAUAAGACACACAAUAUUACCAAACUUUGUGCAAAUAAAGAUGCAAAAUUUCCUUGAAUUCUGAAGAUAGGGAGGAUAAUGGUGGUAGUUUGUUUAAAUGCAGAGAAGGAAAACAAAUCUACAGUAAUUGCUUUUAGCUUGUAUUAGGAAUAGGUAUCCUAAAUAGUAUUUUGCAUACUUAUUAAUUUUACUUUGUUCAAAUUACUAUAGCUAUGCAUGGUAUAUAUCUUAACUGGACCUGGUGAAAUAUGAUAGCUUAAAAUUUGAGCCUCAAAACGUUUCAGUCACCACAGAAUGGAGGAGAGGGGAAAGUGGUUUGGUUCACGUGUCCUGUCAAACCAUAGUUAAAAUAAACUGUAGCUUAAUGUGAAUGUGCUGCAUGCUGGCAUAUGGCAAUCAAGCUACUGGGAAACAAGCCCAUGGUAUCACUUGCAUCAUCUAGACCAAGACUUGUGACUUUGUCUCUAAACCAUGAGUGAAAGGUCUGAGUUUGGAUGACACCACAUGCUACACAGCAUGGCUUUCAGGACCAGGCAUCGGACUUCCCAUACCCCAACCCAAAUAAUAAGAGACCAAUGAGAUUGGCUUUGGGUCAAAACAGGCCACAACUUUAUUGAAUACAGAUGAAAGUGGUUUGGCUAGGGCAUUGGGCAAUCUAAAUACUUCCUGCCCGCUUGCCAGAAAUGAUGCAUGGUCAAUCCAGGUGGGGGUUCCUAAGACUUAUAUUCAAUAGGGUGACCCCCACAGGGAUCACCGUCUGGGGGAGUGCCUUCAGCCCAGGCCCUGCCAGGGCACGCGGACAUGGCCAUUCCCCCUGGAUCCCCGGAUACCCCAGCGUUUGUAGGGGCAGGCGGAAACUACAAUCUCCCCUCCAUCCAAAACAAAGGAUUGCCCCAAUGCCCAACCAGUUGUGAUGAUUGCUAUGAGGUAGGCAAAACCACUGGGUCAGUGUCAAUUAGCCUGAUGGCCAUAGCAGCAGGAGCAGAGGAGGAAGGAAGCACCCAUUAUUUUAGCAAUGCUUGUUUACAUUAAGCCAUAGUUUAUUUUAACAAUGGUUUAAUGUGAUGUACAAACCAGGCUAGCCUAUUGGAUGAACUUCAGCUUUCAUGGCAUGCCUUCCUCUUCUCUUAGAUUAUUUAAGAGGAGAAGAAAUGGGGCAGAUGAUGUUGAUGUGGAUAUCACAUUGGUUGUAGGAGUUAAAAGUAACAUGCCUUUUCAAGUCCAUGUUGUAAUAUUUUAUGAAAGUAUAUUGCUUCUUUUAAAUAAACUUUCCCAAUUUACUUGAAAGUAACAUGGAUUUUCUUGAGAGAAAAGUUGACUGAGUUGCACUUUUGAUAACCCUUUAAACACACACACGAACAUAUUUGUACAUGUUUUGAAAAUUACAAUAACUUAUUGCCUUCUGUUACCCUGUUUUAAAAACAUGGUUGUGACUGCAUAUUUAAAACAUUCAUAUCCUGCCUUUUGGCCUCAUAAGCUAUAUGGUGAAGUAUAGAGGAUGUAAUUCUGAGAACAAAAUAAAUAUCAUAGCUGUUAACUUAUGCACAAAUUAGAAACAGCAGCAUCAUUGACAAUAGGCAUAUAUUUUUUUAAAAAAAUUCUGGAAGCAGGUGAGGAGGAGCUGGUGGUGGAAUUUAGCAUGAUGAAGUUUCCUAAGUGAGCAAAAGAAUCUUUUAUCCUAGUUAAUUAGGAGGGAAAGCUUUCAUGUGUAACUAAAAAAACUGUGGAGAUAAUGGCCAUAAAAAUGUUUUAUUUAGUGCCAUUUAUGUACCUGUCAGUUUACAGAGUAAUGUAAGCCAAAGGACAGCUCCUUGUCUGUAAGAGCUCAUAAUUUAAAAAGGGAGAGGAAGAUCAAGAAAGAGUAAUAGGAUGAUUGUGCAGCAAUACAGUUAUAUAUACUUAUUUUUUUGUGGAAUGAGAGGUUUCACAGAAGAGUUGGUUGGGAGGGAUUUAAAGGAUGGAUUCAUGCAGUGUAUGUAUCCCGGGAGGUAGCACCAGCAGGAGGGAAGGCCUGCAUGGGAGAAUGAUAUUAUUUUAAGUGAUCAGUAGGUCUUUAGAUUGAGGUUUUGCUUCAAGGUAGUAAUUGGGAGGUAUGAUAAUCAUGGCAGUGAUAUCUUGGAAUAUGAAGCUUUUGGAGAGCUUUAAAAUUAAGGACAAGAAGUUUGUGCUGGUUGUUGAAAAGGACAAGGUGCCAGUGAAGCAAGCUGAGGCAUUGCAAGGUCUAAGUAAGGUGAAUGAUUUGGCUGCCUUAUUCUGGUUACAGGUGGCUGAGUUAUAGUAAAAAGUUAGAAAAUAUGGUUGCAGUAAUCCAGGUGGGCAGAAUGUUCUGGAUUGGUCUUGCCAAAAAACAAAGGUUUUGACAUGUUAUAAUAGGUACAUUCCAGAGGAAACGUGGUAUUUGAGUCUUAUCUGAGAGACAUGUGGCUGUAUUUUGCUACCCUAAACAAGCUUGAGAUGGUCAUCAUGACACUACCAAACUUCAUGGUGGGGAAAACUGAGUGUUUCUUGAGUGAAUGAGUAAAUAAAAUAAAAUCCUACUUGAAGUGGUUUUCUGGAGAAAACCAGUGGAACUUGAUUGAGAGACUGUAAGACUAAAAUGUUGAGCAGGUGCCCAAGAGCUUGGUGUAUUUAGAAUUCUAACUGUUUUCUUGCACAACUUGCCUGUUUUGUAUCACUUUAUAAAAUACUUAGUAAUUUAACCAGCUUUUAGUUCUUUUUGUUUAUAAAUCUGCAGCAGUGAGUGUUAUCAUAAAUGGAGAACAAAACACAGCCCUGAAGAUGUUGGGCAUUUGGUUAGCUCAUCAUAAUUUACGUAACAUAUGGACUUAUUUAUCUCUUAAUUUUUAGUGUUCCUUAUUUUGUCUAUAACGAAUACAGUAAGCUUUCAUGUCUUGCCUCAGAUCAUUGCAGAAUAAAAGUUAUGUUUAUAUGAGAUAAGGAUUGUUUGUGUUUAAAAAACUGUUUGAAAAUGAAACUGACAGAUACAGUUGAGGCAAUUAUAAUUAAGUGAAGUUAUGAGCUAGUUAAUAGAAUGGUUGAAUUUUGGAACUGGUUAUUGGGAUUCAAGUCCCAGUUCAGCCUUGAAUCUUGGAGCAAGUUAUUUCUUCCAAGCUUUGGUUUUUCUAUAAGAUUGGAAUUGUAGUGAUUGACUUCCUAGUUGUGUGGGGUGCACACUAAAGUUGGUAUAGACAGAAAUACCGUAUUGAAUGCAUUGGUCUGGUUUGUACAUCACACUAAACCAGGCAUGGCCAAACUUGGCCCUUUAGCUGUUUUUGAACUACAACUCCAAUCAUCCCUAGCUAACAGGACCAGUGGUUGGGAUGAUGGGAACUGUAGUUCAAAAACAGCUGGAGGGCCAAGUUUGGCCAUGCGUGCACUAAGCCAAAGGUAAACCAUAGAGAGGUGAUAUGCAUAUGCAUAACUUGUAAGCCAAACUAUGACUUAGCAAGGUCAUGUGAUCCACUUUGCUCCUUCCAAGUUCUUUUUACUGUUGCACUGUACUGAAAUAAACUAAGGUUUGGCUUGAAAUGUUGGCAUGUUGUCCGAAAAAGGGCUUGUGGCUAAGUGUUCACCUCAUUCAGUGCUAUUUCUCCGGAAAAAGAGGUACCAGAACUCAUCAUGAAUGCCUCCCUUGCUCUCUUUAAUGGCAAUGGCACCCACCUGAGAGGUGCCAGAACUGAAUUCCAGUGAGUUCCGGCUGAAAAAAAGUCCUGAUCUCACUAAUCAUGAUCUGUUUGUAGGGGAACUUAAGAUAAAUUUGUUGAGAGAGUUGUUGGCAUACCCUAGGGGUGGGUAUCUUAGCUGAGGUGUUUUUCUUGCUUUUAAAACAUGUUGACAAGCACUGUAUUCAUUUGUGUAGUUGUGACUUGCAGUAUGUGAGGCAUGACUUGCCAAAUGCUAGUAAAAGGCACCUUUUAAACAAUUAAAAAUUGGGUAAUGUAGUGAAAGCCAUACAUAAUGGAGAAUAAUCACUUAAACUUUCUGUUUAAAUUUUUAUGUCUUUUCUGCACUAUAGAUGUACAGUGAAUGUGUUUUUUGGGGGGGGGGACUUCAGAGAGGUUCAGUUUGUUAGUUGAGGACAGAACAGAAGUUGCUUUAAGGUUUCAUCACCAUGUGUCACAGCUGUAAAGCAAAGGCUGUAGGUUGAGGAAUUGGGCAGGGAAAGGAUCCUGUUACUAGGCAGACUUAACAGCAAUGUCAUAUUUUCUGGCACAGACAGUGAGAGCAGUUUCAUUUUUCAUCUGCUCUUGGCUAGCAUCUCUGUAGCUUGGAGGGUAAAUUGGGCAGGACAAGCAAACCACACAUAUAACAUGUCCAGGUUCAUACAUAAUGCUAAACAACAAUUAAGGUUAUUAAGCCAAGAGCAUCCCAUGGAUUCUUAUUUUCCAACAGACCAUAGUUAAUAAACCAUAGUCAAGAUGCUGGGUUGGGUUUUCAUUUAACACCAAACCAUGGUUUAACAUUGUGUGUGAAUCAGGCCAAUGUGUAGGUGGUUUCUUUGGACUCAGUAUUCUCAGAAAAUACUAUUAUGGAAGGAGAAGCAUACCUCACAUGGAACACAUCCAACUAAGGGAGAUGCUGAUGUUCUUUAAUAAUUGUCAGCGUUUGUUGCUCCUCCAAGGUAUCUUCUAAGGUUAUAGUAUAUCUUACAUUAUAAAAACAGUUACUUGAUCAUGCAGUUCAAUGUGAGUUUGUCAUGUCUGGGCUCAAAUGUGUGGAGGAGAGGACAAUUUGCUUUUAUAUGGCAGUUUAAUUACUGUGUUAGCUUCUGUGAUAAUGCCAAAACAUUAGGCUUCUGGAUUCUUGUCUAGAGACUGUAUAGUAAUAUUGGCAUUGUCUAAAUUAAUUUGAUAAUGUUUUCCCAUUCCAUUCACCCUCAUUAGUACAAGAAUCUAGAAAAUGAUGGGAGUUAUAGUUUAGCAGUAUCUGGAGGGCUGAAGGUUCCCCACACCUGGUUUAUAUGAAGUCUGCAUUAACUUUUGUGCUCAGUGAUUCAGUUACAUAUAUGCACAAUACAGGCAGCGAGCGAUUUAGGUGUGUCCAAUAUGUGCUUGACUUCGCACAAUGCGCAGCACACUGAACUUGGAGAUGACCUGAAAACCUCUCAAAAACAUCACAGAAGGGAUAGAACUGGUGAGGGCAGGGAUGGGACAGGGCAGCCUUACGCAGGCCCCACCAACAUAUGUGCUUCCAGAAUGUAACCCCCAUGUGAAUUGGUUGCCUGUAUUACAUAUUGUCUAGGUCAGGCUUUGUUGCUUUAAUAGCAGUCUGUGCUGUGAAGUUGAAUUAGCCUAACUUUACAUGCUGGUGUGCCAUCACCAACAAAAGGUCAUUUGGCAUGUGUAUAUACAAACAAUGGAAAGCUCAACUUGGCACUUCUCUGACACUGGAUUACUGCAGAGAUUAUUGUCCUAAAAGGCCAUGUCCCUUAGUUGUGCAAUUCCUAUAUGGACAGCACCUCUUUGUAUACCAGAGUUGGAGAAGCUUUAGGCCUCAAGAUAUGGUUGGACUCGAACUCCCAUAAUUGCUGACAAUUGAUCAUGGUGGCUGGUGUUGAUGGGUGUUGGGAGUCCCACAACAUACAGGAAGCCACAGGUUCCUCGUCCCUGGUGUGGGCCAUAGUAUGUGAGUGGCAAUUUUACAUGUGUGUGUGUUCCAACGUGUGUAUACACAGUGGGGAAGGCAGGAAGAUUCUGACGAAGUAUAUCUGACAGAAGUACCCCACAUAUAAGGGCAUUUGCCCAUGGUCUCUAUUCAAAGUUUCAUAUUCAUUCUCAUACAGAAUAGCAUUCUGUUUUAAGAAUUCUGCAAUGUAUUAAGUGGCCUUAAAUAUACUGUGGAUUUGCUGCUGCUGUGUAGAUUAUGUUCUCUAAUGAGAAAACAUCAGUUUGUUUAAAAAUGCAUGAGGUUUGGUGCUCAUUUUGUUGUAGCCACAUUUUAAACAUGCAUUUGUUGGCCUUUGUGCUGGAAAGGGUAGCUGUACAAACCAGUUAGACCUUUUUUUGGUCAGGAUAUACUAGAAGGAGGAAUAUUUCAAAUCUUGGUCUCAAAGAAAGCUACAGGCACAUUUAGCAUUUACACUGUACAAGUGAGAAAUGUGUCAAACAAUGUGGAAUGAGCAGUUAUAUUGUUUGUUUAGCAGCAGCAAUGACAUUCUGCUGGUAUUGUAAUUCAUGAGAUCAACACUAUCGUUUGAAUCAUUUGUUCACAAAUGUCUGUUUCACUGAACUGUAAAGUUAUAGGCUCUGUUUCAAAGUGAUGCAAAAGCAUAUUUUAGUAGUACAAGGCCUUCUUCAACAACAGAUUCCUAUAUUCCUGCUGUUUCUGGUUGGGGCUGCAAGGAAGGGAUUGAAAGCAUCACUUUCCUAGUUUAAACUAAUGCUGGCAGUAAUUAAUGAAUCAAAUUAUGUAUAGACUUCAACAAAAAAUAUGAAGAUAAUAUUCCCAGCUGAUGAUAUACUGUAUUUCUUGCCGUAUUUUUCGCUCCAUAAGACACACCUAUUUUUUAGAGGGGGAUUGCAAGAAAAAAAAUAUUCUUUAAAGGGAGCGCUGAGCAGAGCCUGUAUGCAUCCCAGGCUCUGCUCAGCAUUCCCUUUCACAAGCCGCGUGGAGUGCGUGUGCGGCGCUUGCAGGCUUUUCCCCGAGGAGGGAGAAGCCUCCAAGAGCCGCACACACGCUCCGCGCGGCUCGUGAAAGGGAGCGCGGCUCUUGCUGGCUUUGGCGGGAGGUAGGGGAAGGGACAGAGGGAUGGCCUCUGUCACUUCCCCCACCUCCCGCCAAAGCCAGCAAGAGCCGCGCUCCCUUUAAAGAGCGUGGAGAGCGUGCUUUUCCCGCCUGCCUCCCGCCUGCAUUUGCUCCAUAAGAUGCACACACAUUUCCCCUUAUUUUUUAGGAGGGAAAAAGUGCGUCUUAUGAAGCGAAAAAUAUGGCACUUCUAAGCAAAGCUGCUUUUUUUUUUUUUAAGAUGCUGCCCAGCUUUAGUAUGACCUUCAAUAACUGAAGUAUUUCUGUUGCCAUUUGUGUGAUCUGCACUAUGUGCUGAGAUCCUUUAGAAGUAAAAUGUGAAGUACAGUUAGGCUGCUAGGUUUUUUUAACCAUUCUUUGAAAGAACACACACAGAAAAUGAAUGUGCAUGAAUCUGGUACAUGUGGUUUGGAAAGGAUAGGCUUCUUGUUUUUUGUUUUUAAAUAGUGAGUAUUGUCUGCCUUCAAGGAUAGGGCAGCUUGUCUAAAUAAAAUAAGCAUACUGAAGGAAGAAGCUCUUUUUCUGUAGAAUUCAAAUUUUACAGGAAGCUAACAAACUUGGUACUGAUCUGAUGUUACCUUUUUAUUAAUGAAUCAAACUUUUUUAAAAAAAUUGAAUGAAUUUUUGUAAUGAUUUGGUUAUAUUAUAUUAAUUUUAUCUCCUGUGCUUUUCUUUUAUAUUGCUCUCUUAGUAUUUUGAAAUGUUAACUGUUUUGGACACUUUGUUGAAGAAGGGUAAUGGAAUUGCUAGAAAUGUCAGUGUAAUGAAAAAUUCCUAAAACAAAGUAUUUAAAUAGUUUACCAAGUUACAAUAACUGCACUUCAAUGUCUCUUUCAGAUCUUGAACCUGAUGACUGUGCUUCUGUGUGCAUCUUCAGUGUAGAUCAUUCAUCAUCUGUAAAUCAUCCUAUUUGUAUCCCUUGUCAUGGAUUUCAGUCACAUCAUUCUCCUUUGUCUUCGCCUACUAGACUGCAGGGUCAUAAAAGCUAUGAAGGAAUGUGUGAAGUACCACAAUCCAAGUACAGUGCACUAGGUGGUCCUAAGACAUUUGAGUGUCCUAGCAUUCAAAUUACAUCUAUUUCUCCUAACUGUCAUCAAGGAAUAGAAGCCAGUGAAAAUGAAUUGCACACAAAUGGCCCUCAAAAUGAAUAUAUGGAAAGGCCUUCAAGGGACCAUUUGUAUCUUCCUCUUGAGCCAUCUUACAGGGAUUCGUCCCUUAGCCCAAGUCCUGCCAGCAGCAUUUCCUCCCGAAGCUGGUUCUCGGAUGCCUCGUCUUGUGAGUCGAUUUCUCAUAUUUAUGAUGAUGUGGAUUCAGAACUGAAUGAAGCUGCUGCUCGAUUUACCCUUGGAUCACCUUUGGCAUCUCCUGGAGGUUCUCCAAGGGGCUGUCCAGUGGAUGAACCCUGGCAACAAUCUUAUGGAUUUGGGCAUGCCUUGUCACCUAGACAAUCUCCUUGUCAUUCUCCUAGGACUAGUAUCACAGAUGAAAAUUGGCUUAGCCCUAGGCCAACCUCAAGACCAUCAUCGCGACCUACAUCACCGUGUGGGAAACGGCGACAUUCUAGUGCUGAGAUCUGUUAUGUUGGUUCACUUUCUCCUCACCAUUCUCCAACUCCCUCUCCAGGACAUUCUCCUAGGGGAAGUAUAACUGAAGACACAUGGCUAAAUUCUUCUCUUCAUGGUCUGACUCCUGGCCUUUCACCUUUUCAGUGUUGUGCAGAGACUGACAUCCCUCUUAAAACACGAAAGACCUCUGAGGAUCAAACUGCCAUUAUAUCAGGAAAAAUAGAGCUUUGUUCUGAAGAACAGGGUAGUUUAUCACCAUCACUUGAAACAGCAAUAGAUGAUAGCUCUGGAGCCCAGCAUAUGUUAAAAAAAGACUUGUCUGGUGACCAAUUUCUUUCUGUUCCUUCACACUUCACCUGGAACAAACCAAAGCCUGGCCAUACUCCUAUCUUUCGGUAAGUAAUUGUGGGAAAUGGACUACUUGUGCUGUUCUCUUUAUAUGUACAUAUGACUAGAAGUUGAUACACUGUAAUACAAGAUAGUAAGUCUCUUUAGGCAGUUGUAUUCCUAAGGUAUUUUGUUGUAAACAAAUCACCUAGUGCCUGAACAUUAUAUUGCCUCACAAAUUACAACUAAAUAACUUGUAAAUCAUUGAAUAGGUGUAGAGAUAAUUUGGCCUAGACACAGGCCUCAUUCAAGCAUAGUGCUAAGCUAUUUAAAGUUUCACUUCCAGUUUUAACUCUUCAAACAUGGAUAAACUGUGGUCAAUCUUAACUAUGGUUUAGGGAAACAAAUCAAGCCAUGGUUAAUUUAUUUCCCAUGGCUUAUUUCCCCAGGCUAUGGUGAAAAUUAGUUAAGAUAAAUCAGUUUUGGAUUUGGAUAUAACAAUAAAUUUCAAACACUUAAAAAUGAAAGUCAAAGUUCCUGAUCUCUUUGUAGCCUUGCCAGAGAAUUAGAGACUAAUGAAGAGGGCGGGAAGAGACACAAGCCCAUAGUUUAGUGUUGUAUAAAAGGUAAAAAGGUAAAGGACCCCUGGACGGUUAAGUCCAGUCAGAGGUGACUAUGUGGUUGCGGCACUCAUCUCACUUUCAGGCUGAGGAAGCCGGCGUUUGCCCACAGACAGCUUUCUGGGUCAUGUGGCUAGCAUGACUAAACUGCUUCUGGUGCAACGGAACACUGUGUAUCCAAAGCAAACCACAGUGACCCAGUUCACAUGACAUGGUGAGCCAAACUAUGGCUUAGCAUGACUAUGCAAACAUGGACUUCCAGAGAGGAGCUUGCAAAUUGACUGCUGGUUGGAGCUGAUGGUUGUUGGAGUCCAACAGUAUCUGGAGGACCACAGGUUGCCCAAUCCUGCUCUGUACCCUUCCAAGCUGUAAACAAGAAAGUACAUAUGCUGCUGUUAUGGUACUAUACUCUGUUCUUUGCUAGAUGUUCUACAGAUGUUUCUACAGAUGUAGAAACAGAUAGGAAUUUCGCCUCUUAUCUCUCCCCCUCCCCUUUUUCUCCACCAGAAUGUAGCAUUUUCAGAAUCUUACGAUCAAAGUAGGGCACAUCCACACCAUACAUUUAAAGCACAUUUAACACAUAUUUCAAGCACAUGGCUUUCCCCCAAUAACCCCAGGAACUGUAGUUUAUUAAGGGUGUUGGGAAUUGUUGUCAUGUGAGGGGUAAACUAUAGUUUCCUCAGGAUUCUUUUUUUGGGGAAGCCCCCCCCCCCAAUAGUUAACACAGCACCCUUUAGGUCUUUCCGAUAUUCAGCUGGGCAGCUACACGAAUAUAUCCAAUUAGGGACUUGAAAUGACAAGCCCCCUUGUUGUUUUGAACAGUGUUUAGCAGGGCCAGUUCCAGAGAUUUCAGUAUUUGCUGUCCAGACAUUUUAGUAAUUCAGCAAAGUCCAAAACUGCAACACUUUUUCAUAAGUCCAGCAUGUAUGCUGGAAUGACCCUGGUUCCCAGUAUCCUCUCCAUCAUAUUAUUGAAUUAGAUAUCUUCAUUUGAAACAGUCUCAUACGCAUCAUAUACCAUUUUUGCACAAUUUUUAAUGUUUGCUCCCUCCUACUAGAUGAUAUGGAUUUAAAUGGGAAUGUUAGUCACAUAGAAUUCCAGCAACUGCCUUCAAUCAAAAUAUUAUUCUCUCUGACUCUCACAUCCAUUACAGGCCCUCUGCAGUGCCCAUAUCAAUGUUUAAAAGUAGUCAUUUGCAUUACCACAUUUUUCCUUGGUUGGUUGCUUUUUUCAGAUAAUUUCAUCUGGUCCAUUGAAAUUGAUGGACAAGGCUAACUUGGGUACAUUAAUUUUAGUCGGUUUAUUCCAAGUAGAAUUUAGUUGGAUACAGCCCGCAGAGUUUAUGUUGGGUAUGUUGAGCCCACUCUUCUCCUUUAGAUCUCCCUGAUAGAAAAAUGAGAGUGCUUUAAAUAAUUCCUACCCAUUUCCCUUCUUUUAUCAGUGCAAUGGAAAAAAUUGGGUAUUAUUACUUAACAUUUGUUUACUAGCCAGAUGUCUGAAAUCAGAAGGCUUUUUUAGAUUUACUCUGAUUUUGAAUUAGCAAUUCAACAAUACUUUAAUCCUUUUAGGGUUAUCAGUCAUGGGUUAUCAGCCAUAGCUAUUGGUGACUGCCUAAACAGAAACAAAGCAUAUCUUAACUAUGUAUUGCUCAGUAACAUUAGAAACUAAGCUAUAUAAACAAAGCCUUCAAAUAUAUUUGUUGACCUGGGAAUAAGUGUCCCCAUAAAUUCAGCAGGUACCUUUGAAGUUAUUAGGUGUUAGAAGAAUAAACAGUUUAAUGUUUACGCACCAUCUAAUGGAUCUUUAAAAAUGCAGUUAGGUUUAAGACGUUAACACAGGUGCGUGUGUUUGCCCUGUGGUGUUCCGAUUUUCAGUCUUUUAGCAGUGGCAAACAUUCUGACACCAGUUUAAAUAAACUUUGGUGCCAUGAAGCAUUGGCGUUGGAUCCUGAAACCAUGAUUGUUUUGCAUUUUCCUAGAAACUGGAGCCAGAAAGACAAACUUACUGGCUGUUGGAGCAUCCAAACUUCCCUAAAUAAAGCUCCAUGUUCAGUUACCAAUGUAAUAGUGGAAGAUAACCUACACAUACAGUGGUACCUCGGGUUAAGAACUUAAUUCGUUCUGGAGGUCCGUUCUUAACCUGAAACGGUUCUUAACCUGAGGUACUACUUUAGCUAAUGGGGCCUCCUGCUGCCGCCGCGCCGCUGCUGUACGAUUUCUGUUCUCAUCCUUAAGCAAAGUUCUUAACCCGAGGUACUAUUUCUGGGUUAGUGGAGUCUGUAACCUGAAGCAUCUGUAACCUGAAGUGUCUGUAACCCGAGGUACCACUGUACUUGAUUCUUCAAAAUUGUGUAGUGCAAGGUCAGAGGCAAAAGAGAGAGAAAAAAACCUUGAAAUGAACAGUGUAGGCUAAGGCAACAUUUGCUAUAUAAAGGUAAAGGAUCCCUGACAGUUAAGUCCAGUCGCGGACAACUCUGGGGUUGCGGCGCUCAUCUUGCUUUACUGGCUGAGGGAGCCGACGUUUGUCCGCAGACAGUUUUUCCGGUUAUGUGGCCAGCAUGACUAAGCCGCUUCUGGCGAAACCAGAGCAGUGCACGGAAACGCCGUUUACCUUCCCACUGGAGCGGUACCUAUUUAUCUACUUGCACUUUGACGUGCUUUUGAACUGCUAGGUUGGCAGAAGUUGGGACCGAGCAACGGGAGCUCACCCCGUCACAGGGAUUCAAACUGCCGAUCUUCCGAUCGACAAGCCCUAGGCUCAGUGGUUUAGACCACAGUGCCACCACACAUCCCAACAUUUGCUAUACUUUGUGUAAAUAGGUUUGGGGCAAUUGAUGCUAUUUGCCUAAGAGCAGCAAAUAGCCUGACAUGCAGUUUGACAAAAGAACUUAGGUUUAACAAUAUUGCCCCUUGGAACAGGAAGCCUGUUUCUCAAGGUUAGAGCUGUAAAACAGAAAGAGUUUUGUGGCUGAUCACUCUGCUCUUUGCCCACUUGCAUGUUAAAGCAGUACACACUUUCUGCAUUAGCUUUGCAAUGCUUCUCUUGCUUGGUAUUCCUUAGCCAGUUCUGCCAUAGAUGCUGGGCACUGGUAACUGCUGUGCUAUCAGACAAACAAAUAUUUAAGUAAUAACCAUAAAGAAUUCAACUAAGACUGUCAUAGUCAAGUUGAACUACAGUGUAUGUCAUUAGUGUUUUAAGUGGGCAAAUGAGAUUCUAUGUUCAGAUGCUGGAUUUACUAAGUGGUUUCCAUUUUUUAUAUGUUAUACUUGGACUAGUUUUAGUUGCAAAUAAUUUUUCUGUCCUCCUGUGAAAUUGGAUAGGUGUCUUGGACCAGUCAGCUGGGUAACUUUGAGGUGGUAGUGUAUAUUUGUUUCGUUUUUCAUAAAUGAGAUCAAUUUAGUGUAGCAUUCUUAAUAGUACAUUGACCACUCACUGAAGGCUUCUCUUGAUGGUGGGAUAUGAGAAAUACUAAUAAGCAAAAAAGGGUUUUGGGUAAUGUUCUCCCUAAUGAACAUUUUUAAAAUCUGCAUCUUUUCUCUGAUAGUUUGUUUACUCAAAAAUACAUUGCUAGCAGAUACGCUUUUUACCUUGGUCCCCUCUACUUAUUUAAAGUUUAGCUCUUAUUUUGAGUAAUGCUGACAUUUUUUCUGGUAUUUUUGUAGGAAUUCUCAGCGUUUCAUUCUCUUUCCUCUAAUGUUAGAGGAGAAAAUAAUGAUGAAUAAAGUGUAUGCAUUUAAUUAUAAUACAGCUGCUAUUAUUGUCUGCUAUUGACAGAGCAGUUGCCAACAAGUGGUGAUCAUUCUAAUAAGAACUCUCAUGAUUUCUGUCAAUUUUGAUAAUACUACAUUUGUAUUAUUUGUUCAUAUAUGCCCUUGCAGCUUGGGUGAACAAAUUCACCUAAGUUUACAAGAAAUGCAUGCUUUCCUCCUUGGUUUUUCAUCUUCUGAAACAUGGAAAAAGGUGGAUGGUAAGAUGACUUAGCUAAUUAAGGGUUCUGCUUUUAACCUAGAAAAGGCUGCAUGGAUUUCAUUAAGUUAGGAGGACAGCACUUAAUUAUGGAAGGUGAUCUUAAGUAAUCCAGACAUCUAUCAAAUAAAUCUGUCUAUUGGGAAAGAGGCAGUCAUGGCCAUAUUCAGUAGGCUAGGGUUUGCAGGUGUCUGCUUAUGCUCCAUAGGAAAGCUUAGGCAAUCGCUGUAUUACAAGCAGCAGUCUUUCCAUGACUUCAGAAAUGUGAGUUUUACAGCCUGGCUAAUGAAUAUUUUGGAAUAAUGCAAAAGUUUACCGUGGGGAGUGAGGCUCAAACACCAUAGUUAUUGGCUUUGUAGUAUUAUACUUCAUUGAAGAGCGAAUUUCAGAUUAAGAUUAAUAAGAAUUAUGGUUCUGAAUGCAGGUUUAACUGCUCAUGAUGGUCACAUUGUAUUUAAAACAGUUUAAAGUACAUAACUUUUAAAAUUUGAUCCUGCUAUGUUUGUUUGACCCUGCUUAGACUUCUGUUUUGUUUUGUUAGCCAAUCUUUUAUUUAUAAUGCUACAAUAAAGAUAAGUAAGAAUCCCUCUAUGGCUGCUAAUAACAUUUAAAAAUUGUUUAAACAUCUUGAAAGACCAGUAACAAUAGAAAGCCCACAUAUGCAUUCCUUAGACUGAAUGAUCAGGGUUUUUUUAAAUAGAACUUUUAAUGUAUUUAAAUAAGAACCUAAACUUCAAUAACGCAUAAGAACAAAAAAGGAAAAAAAGGAAAACAACAAAACUGAGUGAAAACGAAAAUUAAACUUGUACACAAAUAGUACAAACUUGGGUUGCUUCAUUCACAUUCCCUGGAAAAACCUAUUAUUGGUGUUGGGGUAGUAACAUUUUUUAAAAUACUUGUUUUAUUUUUAAAUAUCAGGAUAUUUUCUUUGAAUGAUCACAUAGUUGGGCUCAAACUGUUCCACUCUUCUGAUCAACUCAAGAAGUGAAAUCUGUCCCAAGUAGGCCUCUCUCAUAAUUCUUAGUGGGUGAAGUGGUUAAUAUGAGAGGAAGUGCUGGCUAUGAUAUGCUGGACUAAAAUAUAUAUUUUGGAUGGGAUGGUUGUUCUCUUUUACCAAGCACACAGCUUUGGGCUCACCAUACUUGGAAUGGUGAGGGAGGAAGGGGACACCCACCUAGCCAGCCAGAUCAACUGAAUUAACCCUGGUAAUCAGUGCAGUGAAAGAUGUCACAGCCAGAUGGCUCUCACAUCUGACCAAAGGAUACAGGGCUUCUGUUAAGGGUUGGUUUUUUGAGUUAAAUUUUGCAGAGGAGAUUGGGUGAGGACUUCUGCAUGCAGUGAAGGUUUAUGAAAAUGCAACAAAUGUCACUUUUGCACAUGGUAGUCUCUCCUCAUUCAUACUGUGUCCUUUUCAUGGUGGCAAUUGCCUUAUAACUGACCACAUUACCCUUGUCCAGUGGUGGACAAGGUCCACCAUUGCAUGAAAUAUUUUACUGUAUUCAAUAGAUUUUUAUUCUGUUUGAUUUUUGUAUGCUCGCUUUUAUUACUGUAUUUGUAGUGCUUGCUGCCCUUGGCGCUGUUUAGGAGUUGAAAGUGCAGGGUAUAAAUGUAUUAAAUAAUGAAAUCUGUUCACUUCUUGUUUUUAGCACAUCUUCGUUGCCUCCCCUAGACUGGCCUUUGCCUACUCAAUAUGGACAGUGUGAAUUGAAAAUAGAAGUGCAACCAAAAACUCAUCAUAGAGCACAUUAUGAAACAGAAGGCAGUAGAGGAGCAGUAAAAGCAUCAACUGGUGGCCAUCCUGUAGUGAAGGUAAAAUAUGCUAAUAUAAUGUUUUAUCCGUGAACUACUGUUAACUUUGAAUGUUAAUGAAGAUUGUAAUAGAGGUGUGUGUUGAAUCAUAAAUUUUGAAGCAUUUUUAAUCUAAUCCAUUCCCUUGCCCCAUCCUCCAGAUGCCCCACAAGAUAGGCCACCCGUUGCUCAUCGUUAGCAAAGUCAUCAUGCUGCAGUUCCAAAGCGUACUCUAUUUCCGUUCAGAACGCAUUGUAGUCCUGGGGUUCCCCCCCAAACUUGUGUACCAGCCCCGGUACCUUCCUUGCGAUGGGGGUGGGUCUGACCUGAGCAUCCUGAGCUCGUCUUUCGUCCAGCCGCGCCAUCAGGAGAGCUACAUGCUGUUCCAAAUCUCGGUUUCUCUCUACUAGACCUUGCACUGCAGCUGCUUGCUCCGUCUCUCUGGCUCCUCCGGUCUGGCUCAUGGUGCUGCCUCCCUGGAGCUAUGCACAAGCAACGUCGGUGACUGACGGAUUGAUGUAAUGGGUUUAGGGGUAGCUCGUGCGUAAGUUGCCGCCACUCCUGGCUAGGUUACCUGGUUAACCCUUUCUGACUGAACAGCCUCCAGCAUCGUGACUGUCUCAGUCGCUGGCAGAAUCCGUCAGUGGGCGUUUCUUCAACUUCUUCCAGCACAAAAGUUCCUUGACGCCAAGUCUCCUCCUACUCUCCCUGCGCGGAAGUCUUCUGCGCAGGGAGGGUGUGGGCAGUGGAAUACCCGUACUCUCUCCGCUGGUCUCCGGCGAGGAGUCUUGGAGCCUCCUCCCCGAUUCCCCCAUCUGCCCCCCUUCUCUACUGGUGUUACGCUGAUUUCCUUCCCCAGCAGACGGGCUCCCUCUCUCCCUACUGGGACCCUCUCCACCAUCCCUUUGGAGCCUUUCCUCCGCUUCCAGCUCCGAUGGCAGUUCCCUGACACAAUCCUUUGUACAAGUAUUGGAAAAGCUUUAAAUUUUGUUCAUCCCUGAUUAUCUGUGGCAAAUGACUGUUACUUUCAAGGGAUGAGGUGCAUUUUCUCUGUUCUGGUAAUAGCUUCUGCGCCAAUAAUGGAGAGAAGUGUGUUGAAGAGCAACAUUACUGAGGUUUCAUGUAUAGUUCUCAUAUUCAGGGGUUGUUGUUGGGGUUUUUUGCCUUAAAGAUCCUGUCUCAAGAUAGAAAAGAAAACCAGAUUGCCAAGAAAUUAGUUUUCAGAAAAUUACAAGUUAUGUUUGAUAAUAAGUGAAACCAUACAUUAUGUUUAUGCUCUGUUAGUUGGGACUUUAGCUUGCUUACUUUGUGGAUUGUGUUUUUAGUCUAGAAAUGCGCACAAUUAGAAAAAGCUAGUUUUAAUAGAUGUGAUAAUAGUUGUUUGUCCUAAAGAAUGAGAUGGAAAAUGUAGUAGAAGGUGGUACUUUUUGUUAGAAACUGUCUGUAGGGCAGGGGCAUGCAGGAUAUCAAGUUCCACAGAAUAUGCCAUUGAGGAGAGUGUUGUUCCACUUAGUUCCUUCUUGUGGGCUUCCCAUGGGCAUCUGGUUGACCACUGAGAACAGAAUGGUGGAUAGGUGAGUCUUUGGCCUGAUCCAGCAGAAUUCCUAUUGAAACUAAUUAGGCAUCCUGUCCUAUGAGCAGUUUCCUAGCAAUAGGAUCCACACUCCAGUCCAGAAAGCAAGCGUGACUUGACUGUGUUCGGGAAUUUUGGUAGGAGCAAAGACUAACACCUGCUCAACAUGUCCUUUUUAUAUACCGUACAGAUUACUCGCAAUUUACACACAUUCAACUUUUCAACAUUCAACUUUAUGUGCUUAGCAUGAAUGAAUGAGGCAUAAAGGGAGUGGGUGUCUGGGGAAAAUAACUUUGGCAAUCCUACCUGCCAUUGUACCCAUUGUGUUUUGAUUAUAUGCAAUUUUGGCUUUAUGUGCUACAUAACUCCAGCGUAAGCUGAGAGUUGUCUGUAUAACACAAGUGGGCUUUGAGAUAAACGUAAUACCAUAUAUAUGAAGAAACACUGGGAUUUUUAAAAUUAUCAAUUCAGGUUGGGAGAUGGGAAGGAAGAAAUUUCCUAAAUUGUAUAAUUUAUGUAACAAUUAAAUGAGUGGAGCCCAAAUAGAAGCUUGUUUUACUUCCCUGGAUAGAAAUAUUGAAAAUGAAACAGAACCCACAGAUCAAGUUCAAAUUUUAACAGUAUUAGAAUACAGCUCUUACUUUUUUAAAAAAAGCAGCUGUUUAUCUAAGUAAAACUACUUCUUUUUAAUCAAGAGGGCAAACACUCCCCAGGUGAAGAGUCUAGUUGUAUUAUAUAUUAUUAUUCUUCCUCUGCUUGUUUCAACUAUCUCUUCUUUUUUAGAUUUGCCAUAUGUAUGUAAGACUUUAGCACUAAUUAGUAGGUAUUGAACUGCUUUGAAAGUAAGUUAGGAUGUAUGCGGCAUUUCACCCCCAUUUGUGUUAUUCAUGAAGUUUAUAUACAUAUAUGUGCUCAUGCACAUAGAUUCAGUAACUGAUACUGAAAUGUAUGUGAUCUAUAGGAGCUAAUGUAAAGGGAUGGCAGCUCCCCAUGCAGGAGAUACACUACUAUUCCUUAUCACAACUAAAACUCAGUUGCUGAUCUGUACAGUCAUUGUUCAGUCUCAUCUUGUGAAGAGGGAAGAAGUUGAGUGGUUUUCAGUCUGUACAGUUUUAGUUAACUGUGCUGUCGUGCUUUCUUGCUCACCAGUUGGUGCUGGGCACACCAGUCCUUCCAUUCUCCCCUUGCCUUUGUGUGAACUUAAGUUAUCCAGAGAACUUUUAUAACUGGACAGCCUAUAGAUAUAGUUACCUUAAAGUAAAUAAAAAUGCUGCUGUUCUAAGAGAUUUACCCAUAGCACUAUUCUACUGUUUGUCCACUUUCAAGUGUGCAUUAAUGUGUCCAAUUUGAGUGAUCAUCUCUUCUAUUUCAGUAGUGCAGUUGACUUUCUGAGUUGCUUCUACAGUUUUUGAUUGAGAGAGAUGCAGUCUUCAAAAAACAGCCUCUGUAAACAAAGUCUUGAAGCAGCUUGCCAAAAGUGUAGUUUAUGUGGAGCUGGGAUUAUUGAACUAACUUUGGAUAAGCUGAUAGUUUACAAGGAUUUUUCUUGUUUUAUAAUGGUUAUUAGAACCAGUUAAGUGUUGCAAUGUGAGAUUGCUAGAAACCUAAGCACCAUGCAUAGCCUUUUAUAGAAUAACAUCUUAGCAGUAAGUAUUAAAAUUGGUUGUUUACAACUUUUAUUUUGAAAUAAGUUGGCUUGUGUGAAAGGAACAUUACUAGGACCACUUCUAUAAUUAAGCAAAAUAAAGUGUGCUGAGCUUGGAGUUCAUAUGAGAGCCUUUCCACAAAGCUUACAUUAUUUGAUGGGGGCAGUAUUGGGGUAUGAAUUAUAAGGUACUGGAAAGUAAUAAGAAAUACCAGUCAGGAUUCUCACUGGGUGGCCUUGGACAAGUUCCUGUUUCAGCUAUUAAAUCUCAUGGACUGGUGGUGAGGAUAAAUGAAGAUAACCUAGAGUUUCUUGGAAGAUUGGUGGGAUACAAAUGCAUUGAAAAUGAGAUGAAAUUUAGUUUAGCCUUGAAUUGAAUUUAGAACAUUUCUGACCAUAAUUACUAAAGGAACUUUCUCCACUCAUUCAUCACAACUUGACUGUCAUGUUAGUCUGUUGUGCCUCUGUUUCUGGUGGCUGUUCUUUCUUGUAUUUUCUUUUUUAAAUAGAGGUCUCCAAGGGCUCCAUCAUUUAUUAUCAGUUUUUAGGUCCAAACUAGUUAUAAAAGUGAGAGAUCUGUGAACAUAUCAGUUGCAUUUCAAAAUCCUCUAUUUCACUCUAUUACUACUGCAUUGGUAGUAGGUUUGAAUCAGGGAUGUGCAGUGGAGAAAGGGAAGAUUAACCCUAACCAUGUGUCAUCUUUCCAUUUUUAAAUCGCCUACCAGUUGCUGCUUGCCCCAUGAAGAGAACAUUAAAAUGUCUUGCAGUUCCUCCAUUAAGCACAAACUGAUCUUGUGCCACUCUGUUUUAUUUUCCCUCUGUGCAUGAAGUUGGGAUUUUCCUGAAGCUGGUACAACUAUAUGUGUUUAGAAGUUAGCACUUAAUUAUGAAAUCUCUGGCCUGGUAGCUGGAGAGUUUGCAAGAGAAUUGAUAAGGUGAUGUUGAUGAAAAUGUUGUUUAACGUUGGAGCAUAAUGUUUAAUAUUAGCUUGCCUUUUCCAGCCCUUCCAUUGUAUGUUCUCAAGAUGCUUACCCCCAGCACCUUUGAGGCUGUUCUGUAUGUUGGCGGUUAAAUACAGAAUAAACUGCCAAUCUGCUAAAGGAGGUGGGGAGUCAAAACUAGAAGAUACAAAAAACGAACUUUGACUAAAAUGACUUUAAAGUUUGCCUGUUCAGUUUUCUUUGCUAUAUGCAUGCUCAUUUUAUAUUUUUGAAUUUUUUUACAAGUACCUGGUCUGCACCAGUUCUGUGCUUGUAGCCCCCCAAUCUGGAUUGUGUGGGUUAUUUUCUGCAAGGACCUAUAUAAGAUGGUAACUUCAGAUCUGGAAAUUUAAAGGUCUAACCAAAAUAAUUCUAAUGCUGUUUAAUAUGGUAACAUUAUGUCAUUCCAAAAUGUCAGUUACCAAUUCAAACAAUAUGGUCAAAAGCUUAACCUUGUUUUUAAAUUAUAUUUUUAUUCCUUUUCUUAAGUUUAAACAACAACGCAUGCACACAUAUCACAACAUACACAACAGAAACAAAGUUUAACUUUGUAAUAAAAAUCUGCAUGCGUCUUUGGUUGAAAGCAUUGUGUUCUAGAUAUUUUCAAAUAUUAAAAAUGCAUACAUACUGAUUUUCAUAAAUUCAUCUCGCUUUACAUAAAAGCAGAGUUAUCCACCUGUAACACACUAGUACAAUUAGUUUUUUCAGGGGGAAACUAUUGUAGCUUAUCCUUUGGUGACCUUCUCUCUUCAGCCUUUCAGCUUUAGUUUAACUUAGCAUCCACUGACCUUUGCUAUGGAAACGAUACAGAAACACACAAACAACUUGGCAGAGUUUCCUCCAUAAAGCAAUGGGUUGUGUGUUACAGUAUACAGUUACUAGCGGAGGGUUUUUAGAGGUCAGUAGUGACAGUGUGCUGUAACUUUUUCAUUAUUUACAACAUUCUGUUUGAUCCCUUGGGUGAAGAGUAUAUGAUUAUGUUUACAAAAUGAAAGUGUAUGAUUGUGUUGCACAUGAGUGUGUUUAGAUUUAACUGGAGCAGAUGCUGGUAGUAAAUAUAAAUUUAUUUUAAAUAUACUGUGCUCCCUUUUGUAAUAUUACACUUCUAGCUCAUCUCCUCUCCCUUCAACCACCAGUUUAAUUUACUAUCUUUGUGUAAAGGACAUAUGGUUGCAUAUUCAACAGGCUGGCAUUGGUGUCAGUAAUCUAAUUAAACUUAAUAUUUAUGGGAUGAUUUAUCACUGCCUAACUUGUAUGAGAAUUUUGGAUUUUACAGAAGGACAACAAUGCAGCUGUCAUUCCAAGUAGACAUACACAUUUUCUUUCUGGAAGACUUGUAAAGGGCAAAAUCAUGCAAAACUCUUCUGCAUGGGUGGAUUCGUAGUUAAGGAAGACGGCAUUGAACAGAACUAUUGUGGGGACAUAGGUUGCUGCCUUACACCAGACCAGUUUAUUUGUCUGUCCUAGGGCUGUCUCCUCUGACUGGCAAUGGCUCUUUAGGGUCUCAGGAAAAGGUCUUGUUCUUUACUUGUUACCUGGUUCUUUUAACUCGAAAUAACUGGGACCUUCUCUGUAUAAAGUAUGUGCGCUACCACUGAAUUAUGGUCAAAUGUCUCUCAGAAACCUUAAUGCCAGGAAAAAGAAUCUUGAGACAAUAUUGAUGAUAGUUAUUCUGGUUUUUUAACUCCUCAGCUUCCUCUCCAAGGAGAUGUACAAUAAAAUAGUCUCUACACAAUACUGUAAAGCACAAUACAGUUGGAACAUCCACUCUGGCACAACCUAUUUUAUUUAUUUAUUUAUUUAUUUAUUUAAUAUAUCUAUAUUUGUACUGGGUGAUACCUGGUUUUCAACAUCAUGAUAUAUCACCAGCUAAAUAUGAUAUCUCUAUAUAUCACAGUACAUAUCUGUGGUGGUGGAGGGCCUUGCUGGGCCUCCCCAUGGCGGCAGAGGGUCCUGCCAUACCUCGCUGCAGUGGCAGAGGGUGUGUCGUGUUUCCGCGACAGCAGCAGAGGGCCUUGACAAGGCUCCCUGCGGUGGUGGAGGGCCUUAAAAUUUAAGAAAGUAGUAGAUUUAAUAAAAAUAUUAAAUAAACUUCCAUAUGAUACAUUUAAUAUAUUUUCAACCAACUUAAGAAUAGUUUAAGUAAUUUGCUAGCCAAGUUGCAUCUGCUUCCCCACUCAGAGGUCUAAGUGGAAUCUCUGCAUACCUAAGCCCCACUGAGUUCAACUAAACUAACUUCUACCUUCCUGGGAGCAAGCCUCAUUGAAUUCAGUAGGGCUUGCUUGUGAGCAGACACAAAUUUGCUUGCACUGCUUACUGAAAAACACCCUCCCCAUCAUUCUCACAUAGUACCCAACCUCCCAUUUCAGCAUAAGGCAGCCAGCUAAAUCUCCCCUCCAUUCGCCCCCCCCCACAGAAGAGCCCCCCACCCCAAAGCCCUCAUCUCACCAAGCUCUUCCUUUAUAUCCAAGGGAGGGAGGGCAAGCAAGCAAAAUAUAGUCUCCUUUAAAUAAAAAAACCCUUCCUUUUUGACAUGGAGGAAAGUUAUUUGGGGGGAACCAACAACGUAAACACCACCAGAAAAUUUAAAAACACGCUUCCUUCUCUUUUUUCACUGGUGGGGUUGUGAGAGAAGAAAGAAGUGCUUUCCAGUUCUUUGUUUACUUUGUUUGCUGCUGCAUCUUGACUGUCUAGCUGGGUGGGGGGGUUUCCUCCUGGAUUGUUAGCAGGUUCUACAUAACUAGCUGAGUUCUAAGUGGAAAGACAUGGGUGGCGCUGUGGGUUAAACCACAGAGCCUAGGGCUUGCCGAUCAGAAGGUCGGCGGUUUGAAUCCCUGUGACGGGGUGAGCUCCCGUAGCAUUUUGAAAGCAUGUCAAAGUGCAAGUAGAUAAAUGGGUACCACUCCGGUGGGAAGGUAAACGGUGUUUCCGUGCGCUGCUCUGGUUUCGCCAGAAGCGGCUUAGUCACGCUGGCCACAUGACCCGGAAGCUGUCUGCGGACAAACGUCGGCUCCCUUGGCCAGUAAAGCGAGAUGAGCGCCGCAACCCCAGAGUUGUCCGCGACUGGACCUAAUGGUUAGGGAUCCCUUUACCCUUUAAGUGGAAAGAUACUGGUGAAGCUGAAAGUGUUUGCUGGUUUGUGUGAGGGCUUUUCUUAUCGGUUAGGAGGGAGAGAGCAAACAAAGCUGGAUAUACCAUUCCAGCAAAUAAACUGCAAAGUAAAGUAUUGUUCAGAUGAGCUACCCCCUGGGAAGCUGUUAGUGUCCACCUUUCGUUCACCGGUAUAUUGCCUUGGUGAAACACUUAGCACAAUGUUAUCAAUGAUUUAUCACACAUCCCUAAUCUAUAUAUCUGUAUUUUGGGGGUUUUCAGAGCUAGCCCUGCAGAUGGCAACAACUGUGUAAACGAAAUAGAUUUUUAGUAUUUUCUUGAAAUAAAACUUUUUUCAAGCAAAGUAUUGAAAGUGUACAUGGAAAGUGUUACGUUGCCAUAUUGUGAAUGUGGGCAUAAGUAUUUUUCACAAGAAAGACCCUAAGCAAAGAACAGGCAGGAAUCUGGUACUUUACUUUUAGUUUUGCCUAAAAAAAGGUAGAAUCAGUUCAGACAACAUAUGCCUGAAAGAGCAUGUGUUCAAGUGAAAGCAGUCUUGGACUUAAAUGAUGGAGUAGUUUUCCUUUCAUUUGCUGAGGUAGUGCUCAUUAAGUACAGUAGUCAAUGCUCUUUCUAUGAAGUUCCUGAAGUUCACUAGAAAUAUUUUGGGCAUCUGUUGUGCAUCAACACAACCUGGAAUUCAGUAAGUUCAAAGUGUCUGUGGGAGAGAAUAUUAUUCAAGUGUUCAAAGAUACACAGUAGUGUAUAGCUGCUUAUUUUGGCUGUUUUGAAACACUAAUAUGGAAGCAAACACUGCAGGAUACAAAAGUAGUAUAUAAGGCAGAAACAUUACAAGACCAAAACGGAAUUUGUAGUUCUGUGUUCUUCCUGGAGGUGCUUCUUUUUACCAUCUUCAUUUUGCUUCAGCACCAUCAUGUCAAGAGCUCAUCUCCACCCAGAUGGUUUAUGGUAACCUUACUAGCUUACCCUCUGGCCUUCAGGUACAAGUGCUAAAUUCCAGGUUAGUCAAUAACAAUUUUUUCCUCAUCCAUUUGUGAUUAAUUGUGGAUGAGGAGGCUGACUUGGUGUGCAGUACUGAGGCUUGGUGAGCUGGGAGGAGUUAGUCUAUCUGGGCUGUUCCUUUUUGGGUACUCAGUGCAAGCAUAAGUAUAGGCUUGUGAGAUCUCUAUAGGAAUUCCAUAAGUCAUCCUGUUCAGUCAUGUGCCAGGUUUGUACUGGGGUCUAGGGAUUGAUUAGGGAUUCUGCUGGUGUAUCAGCCACCCUGCUUCCCAUUUGUUUCCCUGCCUGAGCUGAUGUAGAUGGUCCCUAAGUUGAUGUUGAGGAAGAUUGAUCUGGGAAAAUUUGCCGAGACCAUUCUAUCCAGCUUGACUGGCACGCAUAUGAAAGCCUUGGCCAGUCUGUGGUUAUGCAGAUGACACAAUGCUGCAUAUUAUUAUUGUUUCAAUUGUUUCUGUGUUUCUUGCUGGUUUUAACUUGGUUUUUUUGGCUGGGCUUAUUGCCUUGUUGUAGUGUUUUUAUUCUGAAUUGUGUUUACACAAACCACCCAGGGAACCUGGUUGGAAGUACAAUAUAUAAAUGUAUUUAUACAUUUAUACAGUACAAUAUAUAAAUGUAUUCAAUAAAUACAAGGCAACAUUAUUGCAGGGCAACAUUUGCAUGGGGAGAAUUGGUGGACAGUUUAGGUUCUUAACCACUGUGGUCUAAUUGACCCCAGUGCCAUGAUUAGUAAAACACUUCUCUUUUUUUAAGCAUAGGAUGAUCAAGACAUGUAGAACCAUUCUUAUUUUGUUGUUCCAGAACAAGUCUAUAACUUCCAGCCAGUGUAAAUGUUUAAAAAUAAAAUAUUGGAGAAUAGUUAUACUGAGUUUCCCAAGCACAUUGCAUUAUGUGGCAGUUAAUUUAAGAUUAGUACAGUUGAUACAGCACAUUGCUGCUUCCUUAAAAUAUCCUAGUUUAUAACAUUGUGUCCCCAACAGCUGUUGGAGUUUGUAGAAAACCCAGCAGUAGUAAGGCCAUGCUGGUUCAUAAAUGUCAAAAUGCUGUAUUUACCUUAUUGGGGCCAAUUAACAUGGGCAACUUUCCUGCCAAGUAGUAUCUCUCUCUGCCUGUCCCGCCCAUCACUUUGGUGUAGAAUCUAGGUGAAAUUUAAGCUGGUGAAGAGCACCCCCUCUUGUUUAACCCUCAUUUGGCACCUGGAUAUAGCUUUCUGAAUGCUUAAUAGGUGAGCCAGACUAGCAGCCUUGUCAGGUGAUGUCUCAUCUCUUAUUCCUGGGAUACAGUGAUUAUGUUCCCCACAACACAGUGGGGAGUUAUUGUAGGGAGUGAUUGUGAAUUUUGAUUGUAUUUGAUACAUUUCUUGAUGAGCCAGGAAGUCAAGUCAAGUUGGGUUUAAGUAAGCUGCUGUCAUUUCUGUUCAGCAGUAAAGUGAUAUUUAAAGUACUGUAAUUCCUUCACUGAGGUCCAGCUCUGAGGGCCUUCUGGUGGUUCCCUCACUGUGAGAAGUGAGGUUACAUGGAACCAGGCAGAGGGCCUUUAAGGUAGCGGCGCCCACUCUGUGGAACGCCCUCCUAUUAGAUGUCAAGGAAAUAAAAAAGUAUCUGACUUUUAGAAGACAUCUGAAGGCAGCCCUGUUUAGGGAUGUUUUUAAUGUUUGAUGUUUUAUCGCAUUUUUAAUUUUCUGUUGAAAGCUGCCCAGGGUAGCUGGGAAAACCCAGCCAGAUGGGUGGGGUAUACAUAAUAAAUUAUUAUUAUUAUUAUUCAUGAGUUACAAAGAUUGCAAUGAAUGUAUGGGAACUAUUUUAAGUGGUGGUAGUAGAAUUCAUAUUUAAAGUUUUUUAAGUAGGUACAGCUACAAAAAUGUAUACCUUGAGACAAAUUCUAAACCAGUGGACUCCAUAAUCAUGCCUUUUAAAUUAUUUGGACUCAUGUAAGUAAAUGUAUUUAUGUAUGACUUACAGUCCUAAUGCAUUAACGUCUGUUUUUUAGUAUUUGGGCAAAGCCAAUUUCUUUUACAAAACCGGGAUUCAGAAGUUAUCUUUUUUUCUUUUUUAUUAGCUCCUGGGUUAUAGUGAAAAGCCAGUAAACCUACAGAUGUUCAUUGGGACAGCGGAUGAUCGUUAUCUACGGCCACAUGCCUUCUAUCAAGUGCAUAGAAUCACGGGUAAAACAGUUGCUACUGCUAGUCAAGAGAUAAUUAUUGCAAGCACAAAGGUCUUGGAAAUUCCACUUCUUCCUGAAAACAAUAUGUCAGCCAGGUACGUCAAAAGAUACGUUCAAGCAGAUCAACAUAUUGCAUUCCAGGUUUCCCAGCCAUAUUUAGGGAGGUGAUAUUACAAACUUCUUAGGAAAUGUGUGCUAUCUUCUAAUGAUGGCUUCUCAACAGUCGCUUCAUUUUAAAGAAAGUAUUCUCCAGAUUGAUACAAGAUUUAUUAUGGAUGCGUUUUCCUAACCUGUAAAUGACACACUGAAAUGUUUUCUGCUAUAUAGUGUUUCUCUUAAAUGAAAGAUUACCAGUUUCUUGCAGUAGUUUAAAGUUGUUGCGGCUGCUACUGUAUUUUACAUGAAAUGAAUGAGAAAUCUUUUUACAGUAACGUGAAGCAGGAUUUUUUGGGUGUAGCUGUCCCUAAGACAGGUGUUUUCAAGUUACAUUUUGGAUUGUUUUUUAAACUAUAUCUGGAUUUUUAUGGGUGUAAAUCAUCUUGACACAUGUAGAAGGUGGAUCAUAAAUACAUUGGCUAGAUAAUAACCGAUUCACUUACUUUUUUGUAUUUGCAUAUUAGAAUUUUUAAGUAAUUUUUAUUAGCCUGUAAGCAUAUUCAGGAUAGCUGUUUGUUCUCUCUUUCACUCCCCAUGCCUCUACAAUUUCUGUAUGAUUCAUAUUGAUUCCAGAAAUUAUUAUUUUUUAAAAAAACAUAUACACAGCUCAAUUGUAAAAAACCUCAGAGCGAUUUACAAAAAUUGAAAGUUUUUUUCAAACAAAACAAAUGUUUCUAGUCCAUGUAAUAGCAAAAUUCUAAGAUCUGACCAAAUAGGAAUGUUAAAAUAGAUUGGCUCAGAUGUAAUGUUUUGAUCUCCAAAUCCAUGUUUUGGCAGGUUAGGCAUGUGCAUUCCCUCCCCUCAUACACUCAGAUUUCCUCCUUCCCUUCCUCCUUUGCACAAGUCAUAGUUUGGGUGCAAUAGUAGACUAUGGUUUGCUCAAACUAGGAAGAGAGUAUGUGGGAUAAAGAAGGAGUCCAUGAGCCUUCACCAUGUGGUUUGGAGGGAUAGGAAUGUUGUAUUCGAACUGACUUGGUGAAUUUGAGCUUAAUCUAACCCUCAAGAUUUAUUAGUUCAGAUGGAAGAAAUGUGAUACAUGAAGGUAACAGUUGCUGAAUGAGGCUUGUAACAAGUGCACCCUAGCCACCAGCUGUAGUCUGGCAUGUGCAAUUUUCAUGAGCAUUACUCAUGAGAAUUUCAUUGGCAUAUGUUAACUAUAGGAAUAGUCACCCAAGGUUCUUCCAACUCCUACAUUUUCAGAGUGGACCUUAGUGUUGGAUAGUUUGUCUACUUCUACCAUAUACCUGUGGUGUAAUACUUUGCCUGUUUAGUGUUUUGCAAAUUUAAAAAAGUAUCCAGUUUCUUCCACAUUUUAUUAUAUGCAUAGUUUGCCAUUUCAAAAUGAUCAUUUCAUGGAAAAAUAAGAGAUUGUUUUGUUUCUUUGUGUGGCACAGCUGCGGUUGCUUCUAAGGGUGACUCCUGCCAUUUUAAAUAGCAUUCUUUGUUUCUGCAUUUGUUAAUGGUACUGGGGUAGAGUAUUGAGACUGUAUUCCAACAUAAGCUAGUAAAGAACAAUGUGCAUGGAUGUUGGUUUCAUGUCUGACAAGCAUUCAAACAGCAAGAAGGAAAAUAUGAAUAACUAUAAAAUAUGCAUACUUGAAUUAUAUAAAAAGAAACACCUGACAUGUACAUUUUCAUUCAACUCUCUGUCUCCCAUAGUAUUGACUGUGCAGGUAUUUUGAAACUCCGCAAUUCUGACAUAGAACUUCGUAAAGGGGAGACAGAUAUUGGAAGGAAGAAUACAAGAGUGCGGCUUGUGUUUCGAGUUCACAUCCCACAGCCUAAUGGAAAAGUCUUGUCCCUUCAAGCUGCUUCAAUACCUGUUGAAUGCUGUAAGUUUUCUCUUCUUUGUGUUGUGUUCCUCAUUGAGUACGCUUAAUAAAAUAAAAACUGAUUUCAUGCUGGAUUCAUCCCCUUUUGAUGCUAAUUUGUACUCAUUUUUAAGUUAUUAUUUUGUUGUGUUAGUUUUUGCCUUUGUUGGAUUAAUUGGCUAGAUCAGGCUUCCUCAACCUUGGCCCUCCAGAUGUUUUUGGCCUAUAACUCCCAUGAUCCCUAGCUAGCCAGACCAGUGGUCAGGGAUGCUGGGAACUGUCAUCUCAAAACAUCUGGAGGGCCGAGGUUGAGGAAGCCUGGGCUAGAUCCAUAUUGAUAGUUAUAGAAAUACAUAAUAUUAGAAUUCUGAAUUUAGCAUGGCAAUAUAUAUUAUUGCCUUAUUAUUAGCUGUGUGGGGCUUCUAGCUGGAAGGAAAUACUGGUAUAAAAUUAGAUGCAAUUUACAUGCAUAACAUUACCUGAAUGGAUAAAGACUGCCAAAUUACUGUCAAAUAGAUCCAGGGUUUUGGUUUUGUGUUGGGCUCCUUUAAAAGUUAAUAUUGGUAGGAGAACUAAAUGGGAUUUGCAGUUUUGUGGGAAACAAUUUUAUUAUAAAAAGGGCAUGCAUCAAAUACUCUAGGAAAGCAAACUGCACAAUUUCAGAAGUUUGGGUGUAGGGGCUAGGGAGUUAUGAUAAAUGAGUGUAGCGGGAGAUGGGGAAACUUCAGGUUUGUGUUCUGCUGUAUUGGCACCAAAAAUAAGAAAGCUGAUUAACAGGAGUGGAUUGUGGGGAGAUGGUACAGAGACAGAGGGAUUCAAAUGUCUAGCAUUUCCAAGGAAACACCCCUAACAGAACUAGGAAAGACUACAUAAUAGACAAGAACAAGGUGAUAUGUUACUUUAACAUCCAUUCCCAAAAGUUGAUUUGAGAGCCCUGGUAAAAUCCCUCUGAUUGGAAGCUAAAGAGUUCUUCUUCUCCCUUAAAUGGCAAGCUUAGGGAGAAGUGUUUCCAUUUUUGGAGAUCUACUGCACAGUUUUUUUAACAGUCACAUUCCCCUCAAUCUGUUUAGAGGUCCCCACUUGUGUUUGCAGCAUUUCUGACAAUUCCCCUUCAGCUAAUAAAAGCUCUGAAUAUGUCCCACUUCAGUUUUUGACUUGGAAUUUGUCCAAAUCUGAUGCAUACCCUCACAAAAUAACUUGCAUUUUGAUAUAAACGCUUUUGAACCACAAUUUCUUUUGAAAAACAUUAUUUGAGUCAUGUAGCAUUGUUUUCAACAUGGGAUUUUCCACCCAUUUUAAUAGCUUAAAUUGUGCCUCAUAGCAGAUUUAUAUAAAAUUUGUUCUAAUUUAGCAUUUUCCUUUCAUAGAAGGGGCAUAGUUGACUUGGAAACCAGCUUAGUGAUAAUGAUAUAUGGAUAAGAAAAACUUGUUUUCCUCUCCUUUAGGAAAAUGAACACUGCAUGAUUACCAGCACCUAUCUACGAUAAUAAUUAUGUUUAAAUGAUGCACACUGUUUUAAAUGGUAAAUACAGGCUUUGGCCACCUUACCCUCUUAGCUAUAAUUCUAGCAUGCUUAUUUAUAUUUGUACAUCUUUUUCACAAAGCUCAGAGAUCGGCUCAAGAACUUCCUCAGAUAGAGAAGUACAACAUCAACAGUUGCUCAGUAAAUGGAGGCCAUGAAAUGGUUGUUACUGGAUCGAAUUUCCUUCCAGAAUCAAAAAUAAUAUUUCUUGAAAAGGGGCAAGGUGAGUAUAUAGCACAACAUUAGUGAAUUAUAUAUGUGUGUGUGUGCGCGCACGUGCGUGCAUGUGUGUAAUUGUAGUAUGCAAUUUAAUACAGAAUGUUUUAAAUAUAUAAAUAACAGAGCUACUAGCAAUAUAUAAUAUAACUGCAAGUACUUGGCAAUCAUUUUUAAUGAUUUUAAUGCAAUUUCCCAACAUUUUUUCACAAUUUGUUUAAUAACACAAGUUUAAGAUUAUUCCACAAAAUUCUACAAAAAUGUAAAAGUCAAUAUUAUGUAGUUAUUUACCAAAAAACCCUAAAUUAUAUUAAUUUAACCAAAAUAUCUUUUGAAUUCUCAAAUCAUAUUACAACUUUUCAUCAGCCCUCAUUUUGGGAAUUGAAAAAUUCAACACACCCUACAACAUUUCUCAUCAGAAGUGACAUUAGAAACUCGUGUAGAGCAACAGCCACUGUUUCUGCACAUUCUAAGCUUUAGCUGCUUAGAAUUAUUGCAGAGUUUUCCCUUACCAAGGUGCUGCUUCUUACUUUCCCAGUGAUUUUUAACCUGGUUUGCUAUUCUUUCUGCAGGUGAAGGAGCCUUAAGUCUCCCCACCUCCAAGUGUAGCCUCUCUUUGCACUCUUUUUUUAUGCAAGCUAUUCUGCAAUUGCAGCAGCCACUAGUUAUCAAUUAAUUAUGAAUGUGCCAAAACAACAAUUUCCUUCUCUCCCCUAUUUCAGAUUCCUCUUUGAAACCUACCUUUUCUAUACAGUAUUCAUCUUUCUGGACUCUUUGCUAGCAGUUAAAUCAAGGCAAUUCUCUGUCAGUACUAUGCAUAACUCAAAUGUUGGGGAUCUCGUGCAUUGAGAUACCUUUGGAUUUUUAAAGGAAAACUAGCAUGAAGGAUUUUUACAGUCUGUGUUUUGUCUAUCAUUAAUUAUUAGAUUGCUUUUUUCAGUAAUUUGAUACUUCAACUAAAAUCUUUCUCUUGAUAGAUGGAAGGCCCCAGUGGGAGGUGGAAGGAAAAAUAAUUAGAGAAAGGAGUCAAGAGGUGAGCUUUCUUUUAAAUGUGGGGAAUUAUUUUUAAAUGUACUGUAGCCUUGUAAGCAGCUUGGCAGACACUUGAGCACAAUGUGGGUAGCCAUAAAUUUUCUCAUUUUAGCAGAAAGGUUAAAUGUUUAAGUAUAACUGAUCUACUUCAUGGGUGUUUACAUAUCAGUAGGGGUGCAAAAAAUGUUUGCAGAAUGUAGGAGCUAGCUAGUUUUUCUAGGAGUUGGCUUUGAGCAUGGCAGUUAGACCUAUAUUGGCCAGUAAGAGGAAGUUUUAUGUUCUUUCUGCAAGGACUUCACUGAAAGGUGGCAGACCCUACCUGGAAUUCAGAAUUUCUGAUGCAGAGCCUUUCCUCCAUUGAGUGCUGUGACUAUUAUGGUUGCUCAGGAAGGGCUUAUCUCAGUGGUAGUCAUGCUUUGUGUGCAAAAGAGUGCAGCUUUCAGUCUAUGGCACCUCCAGGUGGGGGAUGAGAAAAAUUCCAUUAUGAAACCCUAGAGAGAUACUGCCUGUCAGCUCUGUAUUGUCUACAUUGAUCAUGUAGGCCAAAGAGCUGUAUCAAUAAUGAGGGAAAAAGGCACCCACAUAAUCUUAUUGCUGCUUAAUAUGUUUGAGAACUGAGUUCUGGGUUUGAAAGAGCUCCUGAAGCUAUAUCCUGGGCAGGCCAGAUUAAUAUUUAAAAGGUUUCUUUCUAGAGUACUAUCUGGAAACAAGGAGAAAAAAAGAUAUUAAAACAGAGGAGGUGGGAAAGACUAAAAAUAGGCGUCGGAGUAGUGGAAAGGAGUUGAGCCCAGGGGCUUGGGAUGUAAAAGGAGCCAAAAUGGUGUGAAGAAAAAAGGGGAUAAUAGAUUUCCAACAUACUACAGCAAAUAUAGCAGAAGUCCUUUAUCUACCUUUUAGCCACAGAGAACCCAGCCAUGUCUAAGAAGUUGAAUUUAUGUGCCACUGACAUGUCCAGUAGUAUAGAUGUUUGGUUAGCAAAUGAAAAUUCUGGAAUAUACUUUACAUAAUUAAAACAUUGAUAUGAUGAUUUGUCCUGCAUCAAGGAACUGCUUUAUAAGAAAUUUAAAAUCUUAUCGAAAAAUCAUAUCGAAAAAUCAUAUCGAAAAAUCAGAACUCCUAUUAGAAUAAACAAGUUCCGUUUCAAAUACUGAAAUAUCAAAUAAGAUGGAUAACAAUGUGUAAUAGAAAAAGAAGUAUGAAAUUAGGCUAAAGGUGUGUGAAAGAAAGUAAUAGAAGUGGAAAGAAAUUGUAAUUGAGUAGAUUGGAAGUCAAACACAAAGGUGGGGUGAGGGGUGGUGGAUGGUGAUGGGGAAAGGAAUUAUUUGUGGGAUUGAGUGUAAGUAUGUUUGAACACUUUUAAGGAUUGUAUGAAAUGUAUGUUUGUAUGCUUGUAUAUGUGUAAAAAAAAAAAGAAAUUUAAAAUCACAGUUAGAUUUUCUGUGACUUUUAAGGAUACAAAAGAAAGGGAAUGGAGAGAUGGGGAGGUGGCCUAUUGAACUUUCCCAGCGAUUGCCAUUCUGUAAAAAAGAUGCCACCACUUAAAAGUCUCUGCUUGGUAGCCUAACAAAUAGUACAGUACUUUAGGGGAGAAAGCAUAUGCUUUGCCAGCUGAUCUUGGAGAGGACGAGGCUUAUUUAGGGGAAGAUGUUUGCUCUUGCUUUUAAUAUGCAAAUUUCAUUCGUUUUUCAUUCAGGCUACAAUUGUUCUUGAAGUUCCUCCAUACCACAACAAAACAGUUACAGCUACUGUCCAGGUGCAGUUCUAUGUUUGCAAUGGCAAGAGGAAAAAAAGUCAGUCUCAGCGUUUUACUUACACUCCAGGUACAUACAUACCUUCUUUCUAGUAUAAAUCAAGGGUGAAAUUCAAAAUGUUCUUUGUUUCAAAUUUCAAUAGCACUUAACCUGGAUUUGGGGUACCUGUUUUUUAAAAAUUAUUUUUGCAAUUAUAUUUGGCUAUGGCUAUUAAAGUGCCUAAAUUGGAUCUUGAUGUUUUGUACAACACUGUAAUUCUUGGCAGCUGAUAAAAGGUUGAGAAGUGCAUCCAUCGGUAUUUUGAAAGCAUUAAUUGUAGCUCUUAACCCAAGAUCAGGGGAGAAGCUGUUUACCUUUUGAGCUUGAAGGUUAGAAAUAGGAAAAGCCCUUCAAAAUGCAGAAUAAAUGUGAAUGUCAAUGCUGGGUGGAAAAUACAGUAUUUUCACUUUUAAUACACAUCUCUCCCACUCUUGACAAUCUGUCUCAAACCAACCAUAUACAACUUACUCAGAUGUAUAUAGUAUUACUGUCUUGAGUUAAACAUAUCAAGAUGUCUAAAACAAUAGUAAUGGUACACACAUUUUGUAAAAUUAUGCUAUCUCACUACACACAGAGAUUAUUAAUUUUGAAAGCAAAAUUUAUUCAUAUUAUCAUGACCGUUUAAAUAAACCGUUAAAAUAAACAAGCUAUGCCAUAAAAUGACAGUCAGACUGAUUCAAAAAUAAUGCUUCCUACACUGAAUGUUGACUUUGCAUACUGAAAUGGGUCUCAGCUUUUUAAAUUUUGCAUAAAGUGCUUGUAAAAAGUUCUUCAUUUUUCACAAUUUCCAUUGCUUAUAAUGUGAAAAUGUUUAGGUAAUAUAAACCUAUAUGAUCAAUAGUUGUGUAUAUUUCAUUCACUACUUUCAGCAAAGAUUGACUCUCAAAGCAGCUUACAAUUAAAAUCUAUACAAAGACAGCAGAGUUAGAUAUAUGUGGGUGAUUAUAGCCAAGGAGAGGAGGGCACAAUAUUUUCUGGUUCUUGCAGUUGGUAGCAGUUCAGGUUCCAGGCUUUUCUUUCUGACUUCUAACAGCACAAUUAAUUCUAUUAUAGUUAAGUGUGGCAUAGAUUCCAUCUUGAAUAUGGGACCUUGUGCAUGCAAUCUCUAACAUGUACCUUAAUAAAGAUAUAUAUUGCUUACCGUGGCUGGGAAUGACAUCUGCAUGAGACUCACAUGGCUUCUUUUGGUCAGGAUCGAUUAUACGGUGGUACCUCAGUUUACAAACUUAACCCGUUCCUGAAGUCUGUUUUUAAACCAAAUCCGUUCUUAAACCGAGGCACGCUUUCCCUAAUGUGGCCUCCCGCCGCCGGGGGCCCUUCCACCGUUCGGCUUCUGUUCAUAGACCGAGGUAAAGUUCGCAAACCGGAACACUACUUCCGGUUUUGCGGAAUUCAUAAACCGAAUAGUUCGUAAACAUGACUGUUUGUAAACCAAGGUACCACUAUAUGGCCAUAUGCAUGGCCUUGUACUGACUUGGGAUAAGGUUGCAUCUUCUGUGACCAAGUUCUGAUGUCCGUCAUUUUAUCUGAAUUUAGUAAAUAGUUGGUUUUCUUAUUUCACAGUUGUACUAAAGCAAGAGAACAGAGAUGAAAUGGAUUUGUCUUCAGUUCCAUCAUUGUCCUUGACUCGUUGUACAGGUGUUAAAGGACUCUCUUCUCUCCAAACUCAGCUGCCUUCACCAGAUCCAGGGCUCUCGCAUGAUAGUUUACUUUCUACUUCACCUAGGAGCCUUGUAUGCCCAGUUCAGCAGACGUACACAUCCAUGGCAUCCUCACCAGUAUCUCAGUUGCCACACAUCCAGAAUAGAAGCAUUAGUCCAGGUGAAGAGCAUCAUGUUUUGUCUCCAGCUGUAGUCCACCAAUCUUUUCAGGUAACAUCAGCACCUUCUGCGAGGCCUUCCUACCAGCCUAUGCAAUCUAAUGUUAUGUUUAAUGGACAGACUGGUCUUCCCAUGAACUCUGCUUCCUCCAGCCAAGGAUAUGAUGCAAUUUCCUUUCAACAAGAUGCAGCUGUACCUCCAUUGAUAAACCUUAGCUGCCAAUCUCUACCAACAAUGCCCUAUCUUUCUUCAAGUCCAGUUUCAGUGUCAACUUCAGCUGCAACAGGAGGGCAUCCUUCAGUCCACCCAACUCAAUCAAGACAAUCGUCACCUCAUUUGCAGUCAAUGGGAUACCAUUGUUCAAAUCCUCUGCAAAGUUCUGUCUCUUCCACAAUGACUCAGUCCCUGGGACACCCUUCCACACAGUUGCAACAAGUUACUUACCAUUCUUCAAAUCCAGGUAACACUUCAUCGCCAUCCCCAAAACCUUCUCAUUCAUUGGGCCAUUCACCACGAUCUGGGCCAUCUUCUCCACAAUUGCAGCCUAUGCCUUACCAGACUCCUAGCUCAGGACCCGCUUCAUCUCCUCCUCCAACUGCUGUUGGUCACUCUGGACAACAGUCCCCACAGGCACACAGCCCAGGCUUGGGUGGAAUUCCUGCAGCUUCAUCUUUGAUGCAUCAUAACAUAUGUGACUCAUCUCCAUUUUCACCAGAGGAAUCAGCUGUUAACAUUAAACCUGAACCUGAAGAUCGAGAGUUGAAUUUUCAGACGAUAGGGUUGCAAGACAUCACUUUGGAUGAUGGUAAGUGAUGUUAUAAGUGUAAGGUUGAAUGAGGUUUUGCUUUAAAAAAAAGCAGUAUAUUGAAAAAGAAAAGGGGAAAAAAUAGUAUAAUAAAGGAUUACAUUUGGAGAGCCUGAUACAUACACAUGACCUGGUUGUUGGCUUUCCUGUUUGUUGUAAUAUUGGUUGCAGGUAUGCAACUGGGGAAUGAGUGCUUGAGCAUUUCAUAUGUGUGUUGAAGUCUGCUUUCUUGUGAGUUGUAUGUAUAUCAGUGCUUUUCUAUGCACAGAGAGCCUCUAGGUUAGGUGGACAGUCAUCUCUUCUUAAGUCAUUUAAUGUUUUAGUGUUUGUUAGUAGGUAUAAUCCUAUGUUAUAGGAAGUUUAAUAAUGCCUCUCUAAACAUGACUUUGUGUCAUACUUUGGAUGCAAAUCAGAUAGUUGAAGAAAGCAUUGCUUGCUCCAUGUGACAGCCCUUUAGAUAUUUGGAGAUGACUAUUGUAUCUCCUCUCAAUCUUUACCAGGCUAAACAUACUCAAUUCCCUCAACCAGGCCUCAUGAGGCUUGGUUUCCAGACCCUUGAACAUCUUGGUCACCCUCCUCUGCAUACAGUCCAGCUUGUCAAUAUCCUUCUUAAAUAGUUCAUAGAAAUAAUUGAUAAAAGAGACUCCUAAAUAUUUGCAAAGCACAAUUAAUUUUUGACAACUGACUGAGUGUCCAAAGUGCAUAACUUGCAUCCGCUGGUCAAGGAUGCUCAAGUCUCCUGGAAAAUUUACAUACAUUUCUCUUAUUUUUAAAAAACAAUUAUAUAAAAGAAUCCGAAUAGUGGAAUGAGUAGCACAGUUACUUAGAUUUUGAAAAGAUUUCAAGAUACUUGAGAAUUUUUCCAUGAAAUGUUCCUGUUUUAGUGUAACAAUAGGCAAUCUUUGUUAACUGGUCUGAGGUUAUGUUAACCUUGAUUUAUGUUCAGUAUCAGAUUAUGAUGACCUUUUGCUAAUCUUCUUUCACUUCCUUAUCCGUUGUAUCUCCCAUUACAUAAAGCUGUGGAUUAGAAAAGCAAGGAAUAAGGCUGUGUAUUUAGGAGUUUGCUUUGGAACUAGCCUAGGAGCACAUAAGGAGGGCUCAUUACUUCACUUUCCCUAUGAGCAGUAUUUUUGGUAUACCACUUGAAAGGGAUGUUGCGUGAUUAGUAAAACCUACAUGUCCUGAAGAAUUCAUCCAAAAUGUGUUGGGCUUUGCAGUAUUUUAUAUCAUUUGAUAAAGUUAGAUUUUAAGCACCAUUUUGAAUGUCUCAGUUUUCUUUGUUGCCAUUUUGUUUUUGUGCCUUUUGCUUUUGGUGUUGUGUCCCCACCCUCUUCGGUAUUUCAGAAUAGCUGAGAUGACAUGAAUACAAGCCCACCUUCAUUAAGAGGGUAACAUGAAUUGCCCCUUUUCAAUUACAGUAAGCCUGCUACUUACGCACAUUUAACUUGUGCACGUUCAGCUUUAUGUGCUUGGCAAAAAAGAGUUUUUUGGAAAAAAGGUGGCUGGUGUCCAGGGAAAAAGACUUUAGCAAUCCCACCUGCCAUUGAACCCAUAUUUGUUACUAUACUGUAUGUGAUUUUGGCUUUAGGUGCAAUCCCUUGAACAUAACUGCCACAUAAAUUGUGGGCUUAAAGUGUUUUGGAUGCUGUCCUGCUGGUGGUGGUUAGGUGACUAGAAGACAUUUUGAGGUAGCUCAAGUGUGACUCCAGUUGCUCAUCUUGUAACUUGAGAUUCUUGGUUUUAAAGGCUCUGGGGUUCAGGAGCGGCACAGUUCCCUGGAACUCUAAAAAUCAGGCAUUUCUGUGUAAAUUAGGUUUAGGGUCUUGAACUUAUAAGAAGAUAGUAAGUUUCCCCAAAAUUUACUUAAAUUUCAAGUGAAAAACUUUAUAUUACACAAUACAGUAAUAACCUUUCCAAAUUAAAAUUGUUCUUCAGAAGCUCUGUUCCAACCUAUGGGCAUAGAAAAAUAAUUUGAGUAUCAGAUGGAGAUGUCAUAAGUUCCUAACGAAAGCAUUUAAUUCCAUAAUAUCAUGUAAUUAGUAAUGAUACAAUGGAGCUCCUUUUCAAAUGUACAUAAAUGAAAAAUUUGGAGGACUCAUAUGGUGGCCACCUAGUAUAACUGAUCAUUCUGAGGAAUUACAAUAAAUAGCUUAAUGGAGUGAUCCGCUUCUGCUUCUUGCGUUGCCUGGGCACAGUUUUAGUACUUCUCAAAUUUAAGGUUUAUUUGCCGUGUCAUUUGUUACAUUCUUACUAGUUUGGAGUUUUUAUCACAUUAGAACCCAAAUGUGGUGGUGCAGUCUUGUCUGUUCCUAAUUCAGAAGCAACAUAACCUAAGGAUCUGCUUUCUACAGUUCAUACCUUUCUUCCCUGAAACAUUUGUUUUCUAUUCCACUUACUUAAAAAUACCACAAUUUAUCUUGUUUGUUUGCUUUUAAAUAUUAGAUCAUAGAAUUAUACUUCUUGAAAUCCAAAAAUUAGUCAUUUCUAAACUAGGCUUACUGGCACAUUCAUGACUCAGUUGUAUUGUGAUUCACUUGCAUCUGAGCAGAGGUUCUACGGUUUGCAGAUAGGUUAAUGCAGCUUGCCAAUAGACUCUUACUUUAAAGAUCAAAAGGCAAAGCAGAUCGUUCCAGCAACUUUAUCAAGUGUCACUUGUCACCUGUUCUGCUUACAACUAUACAGCCUCAAAAUAAUUUCCAAAUGGUCAGCAGGUAAUCAAGUAGUCCAGAAUGCCAAGUUCUCAAGCUACAUGUAAACAGGAUUCCUUUUUUGCUCUCCCCCACUCUGGAGUAUCUUGUAUAAAAUACAUACUGCCUAGAAGUUUAUAAAAUUGAGAGUAAUUCUAUAAACCCAACAGCUCAUAAAAUAUUAAGAAACACAUAAUUCCUUCUUCCUGGUACUUCUACUACUGGCACAAUUUUAUCAGAUGAAAUGCCACCAUAUGCUUUUUCAGGGACUACUGGCCCCUUCCUUGCAUACAGCAACUCUUCUAACAGUGCUUUUAGGAAUAAAUCCAAUAGAUAUUAAAGGCACUUAUUCCUUGGUAAAUAUAUGGAGGAUUCCAGUCAAAAACCAUAGUUUUUUCUUAAUAUUGCUAUCGGUUUUGGCAUCACUGUUCUAAGCAUUUGUUAAAAAUAAACGUCACUUAAGCCAAAUAUUUGAAGGCUCAAAUGAAGAGAAACACCAGUAACUUGCAUAGAACUUUAACACCUCCUGUGUUGUUUAUCCAGUAUUUAGUCUAGGUUGUCUCCUAUUAGGCCGUACAGAAAUCAAUGAACAUUACUAACUUAAGUCCACUGAUUUUGACUUAGUUGGAUACAAACCACAUUCAUCUGAAAAGUCAAAGCCAAAUGUAGAUCUCUUAGGGAAACUUUUUAUGGUCUUAGAGAGGAAUAAAGUGUUAAAUAACUAAAGAUGUGAAACUGUGCAGAAAUAUAUUCCAGUUAGCUCCCCAAAUUAAAUAAAUGUGGCAAACGUGUGUGCUGCAGACUUUGAAACCUUUAGCUGCUGGCUGUAUGAUAUCCCUAGCUGGUUUAGCUGCUGAGAUGUUUUGGAUGCAUUUUAAGAUCAUAAUUUUAAACUGUCUAGACCAAGAGACCAGAUGGAGUAUUGGUGGGAAGGAGGUAUAAGAAGAAGGUAGUCCUAUAAUAGUGGUACAUAACUGUUACUGUGUGAUAGAGGAUGCAGGGUGGAAUGUAGGAAGCUGCCUUAUGCAAUGUCAGACCAUUGGUCCAUCUAGCUCAGUACUAUCUACACUGAAUGGCAGCAGCUCUCUACAGGGUCAGUCAGGGGACAUUUCUAGUUCUAUCUGGAGAUGCCAGGGAUUGAAUCUAGGACUUUCUGCAUUCAAAGUAGUUAGUUCUCUACCACUGAGCUAUGGUCCUUACUUACCCUUGAGAACAGGGAAUGAAUAUUUGCAGAUAACCUUUGUUUUUAAUCUAAUUACAAUUUGAAACAGAUUGUGUUCACUUUUUUGUUUCAUAAACAUAACCUUGGUUCUCACCGCAAUCAAUUUCAGUAUGCUUUUGUCAACAGAAAAAUUAACUGAACACUUAGCAGUAAAUGUCUGGCUAUCACAGAGUUAAGAACGAUACUAUGUAUAAUUCUAGAAGGCAGAAGCAGUCUAAUUCCAAGUAAUGUUUAUUCCUCUGUGUCCUCAUGUUUAAUAGAAACAUGCAGAUGCAGCCAUUGACUUGAACAGCAGUGUGUUCAAUAGCUUGCAGUGCAUAUAAGGACAGUGUUGUCAUUUGUAAUAUGAUAGGAUUGACAGUGGAUUUUACUGUAUUUUAUUUCUGUACUAAGGCAUUAUUUUGAAUCAGCAUCAAAAUCGCAUAUUUAAAAGAAUAAAAGUGCAAUACAUGUAGUCCCCUGUCCUCUUACCAGUAGACUGACUUGUUAACUAAUCAGCUUCUAACUUUAGAAAUGUGGCAGUAUGUUCCAAGCCUCCUAGAAUAAUAGAAUCAUAGAACUGUAGUUGGAAGGCAUCCCAAGGGUCAUCUAGUCCAACCCCAUGCAAUGCAGGAAUCCUGGCUACAUCCCUACGUGUGCUCAAACCACCAACUUUCUCGCCAAAUGCACUGACCCAUUGAGCCACCCGAGGACCUUUGGCAUAGUAAAUUAUUAUUUUCAGUUAUGAUGUAAAGAUUUUGCCAGCAUACAUUCAAACCGUUCAAAAUUUACCGUAUUUGUUGCACCAUAACACUCACUUUUUUCCUCCUAGAAAGUAAGGGGAAAUGUCUGUGCGUGUUAUGGAGGGAAUGCCUACAGGUGGCAUGCCUAUGGAUUUUCCUCCUCUAAAAACUACGUGCGUGUUAUGGUCGGGUGCGUGUUAUAGAGCGAAAAAUACGGUAAUUAUUUAUUGUAAGCUCUGCAUGUGACAUUCCUCAGUACUUUCAAUUUUAUUAAAGUUUGUAGGCUGUUAAACAUUGUGCUUCUUUAAUUCUUUGCCCAUACUGACUUUGUGUGUAGUCCCAAAACAACUUCCUGGCCAGGCUGCAGAGUGUGUGGCUAAGAAAAGUGACCAACUCAGCCCCGAAAUACUGGCCAACUGGGGCAGGAGUAAGGGUAAUGAUAGAGGGAGAAAAAGAGACUUCGUCAUCUUCUUCUUCACCAAUCUCAGUCCUGCCUGUGAAUUUUUACAGGCACUUAUAUUACUACUAUUAUAAUUUAUUAAAUGUAUUUACCACCCUUUAGCCGAGGAUCACAGAGCAGUUUAUAGGAUAAAAACACAAAAUGCAUAAUAUGACAAACAAUACCACCUCCAUACAUAAAACAUUGAUUUCUCCCUUUAGUAAUGAGCAUUAACUCUGCAUUUCCACAUUUUAAAAUUAAGCUGUUGCUGCUAUGAAAUCGCAAGUUUCUCAAAGAAACUGGGAAGAAGAAAAUAAUUCCUCUGUCUGUUUCUGGACAUGUUGGGACUUUGAGCACAGGACUAGGAUAAUGCUGCAAAAUUUAUUUAUUUUCAAGGUGAUUUAACUAACUCAGAAGCAGUAUGGAAAAUAAUUACCUCAUGGGCCCACUACGCUAUAGAAAAGGAACUGCAAGGAGAAUCAAUCUGUAUUAAAUCAUGUUCUUGACAAAUUCAAACAUUACUUUUUAAAAACAAACUUGAGGUUGUUAGCCCUUGGGGCUCUUUGAAGGCAUCUUAGCAGAACUGCUAGGUAUUGCCAAAAUUGCUUGGAAGCAAUGACAAGUAGACAGGGAAGAGCUUUUAGGGUAGGGAAUGUGAUAGCACGUGCUGCAGCUGAGAACAAAUCCAUUGAAGCUCAAGCAUAGCUUAGACUACUGGAGCAUUGUCUGUAUCUAUUUUAAGAGUUCUGUUUUCCAGAGUGCCUCACUGUGUGCUCUUCUGCAUCUGAUGGCUGAUGCCCACUGACACAUCUGGCAGUGUAGCUGGAGAGGGGGGUUGCCGCCAAUUGAGAGUAUUGCUGAGUUGCAUAUUUGUUUUGCACAAUCAUUAGCUGUAAAAGAGAAAGCUAGCAAGUGCAAGACACGUUGUCUGAAGCAGGGCCCCCCAUAUGUUUUUGCACUCCCAUCAGUCUCAGUGUCAGGAACUGGCUAGACACUAAGGAGUGGUGGCUGGAUACUGAUGAGUGGGCACCGGGAGAAGGGACCAGUGGAAUGGCGGAGCCUGUAACAGCCGGGACAGGCAGGAGAGCAGCAGGAUUGAUGAGUGAAGAACCAGAUGCAGGAGGAGGGAAACAUAGGUCAGGCUGGUGUAGUCAAGGACUUCCACACCUCCUCCUCCUGCCCCCACCUCUCCUGCUCCUCUGUCUCCCAGGACCAGAAGUGGGAUUGAAGUAUGACUUUUGUAUAAGAUGACUCCAUUCCUCUUAUUUAGAAAUUAAGGCAUACCACAUGACAUAAGUUUCUGAAUUCAUGCAUUGUUUACACCUACACAUCCAUUGCCAAAAAUUAAACAAAAAUUAAAGAAGACAGCUUGCUUCCAGUUGCAUGCAGCUUCUGCAGCCUACCGGAAGCCACAGAAGGUGCGUCAGACAUUCAGGUUCUAAAGAACAUUCGCAAACUGGAACACUCACUUCUGGGUUUGUGGCGUUUGGGAGCCAAAAUGUUUGACUCACAAGGCGUUCGCAAACCAAGGUACAACCGUAUUCCAACCAAAAGACAAAAAAAGACUGCUUUGAUGCAGGGCACAUCAGAGUGCAUCAGAACAUUUUUGUAAUGCAUGACUCAGUCCUGAAAAUGUGACGUAAUGAUCUCUACUCGUGUGCAAAGUACAUCACACUGCUCUGUGAAUCUUUGAAAAAUGGGAUAGGAAAUGUCUGAAAUUCUAACUUUCAAAAAAGCAUGAUCUCUCCAGUCCCUUUGUAUUGUUUAAAAGCUUAGUUUCAUCCUGCAUACGUUCUUUUCAAUGGUAUAGAGAUUUUUAAACCUGUGCAGCUUUAACUGUGUUUAAUAUGAAAUUAUAUAAAUAUCAUCCAGAAUGGAGUUUGGUAAAUGUAUCACUCAGAAAACAAUAUUUACGAAAACUGAACAAAUACAUUAAUCCUUUCUCUUUCCUUUCAGUGAAUGAAAUCAUAGGAAGAGAUAUGUCACAGAUCUCGGUGUCCCAUGGAGCAGGGAUGGCUAUCCAUUCUUCGCAUGCAUCUUCUGCAUCUCUGGAGACAGGACUAUCAGAUGGAGCUCAGUAGCUACUAAGCUUGUGACUUAGUGAUCCAGAAAACUUCGCACUUUUCCUUUGAGUAAUGCUUCAUCCCCCUCCUUAGAUUUACUGUGCUUCCGACUUUGUGGCCUUGAUGAUCUGGAACAGUGGAUCCUUUGCAUAGCUGUUCUGGGAGGGUGGGGAAACGGUUACACUUCUAGCUUCCUAGGAUGCUGUAAAAAUUACUUUGUAAAAAUGGACACAAAGAAGCAACCCAAGAUACUUUAACCAUGAAAAAAUACCAAUGAGCUAUGCUUGUUUUGUGCAUUUAAUAGAAUACUUUUAUAUUAAGUGCUUAAUUGUAUGGAGAAAUAUAGUUUUGCUCUCAAUAUGCACAGUACUGAAUGUGGGAAUUCUUUUUUAAAAAUACACAUCUUCAUAUGCUGCUUUUCCUUAGAGAUAUUAGGACUGUAAUAUAAAUUUGUAUACCUUUUGGGGGGGUCUUUUUGAAGAGCCUUUAAGCUUAUAUUGUUUGAAAGAGAACUUUUUUUUAUAAUGAAAUCUUCCAGAGGCACAAAAGUACCUGUCAUCUUAAGCCAAUGCCUUGGAAGUCUUGCGUAUAAAAAAAUAGCAUUUUCUUUGGACUUUUAGGAAGCAAAGCCAAAUGUAGGUCUGUUGUUCUUUAUACAUUGAAAAUCCUUGGUAGGCUGCAAAGAGACCAUUCCAUCAUGGAAAUAUUGGGAUUAAAAUGACAUUCCAAAAUCUAACUUUUAUAACUUUAUACCCCUUGCUAGCACAGGCCCCCCUAUAAGUGAAACAGGUUUUUCUAGUUCAGAAAAGUUUAUAAAAUGCUAAUUUUUAAGGAGAGAACCAAGAUUUUUGGAUGCUAAAAAGCCAUGCUCUAUAAGGAAACCUUUUGGUUGGAAUAGUUUUAAGUACGGGUUAUCCACACUGUCUUGAAAUCCCUCAGGUAGGGUUUUUCACUUAGUCCAUGGUGUGUCUCCCCACCCCCACCCCACCCCUAGACAAAUCCAAUUUAUAUCUCUUGUUACUCAGACUUGUUUCUUAAAAUAUUUUCUUUAUAACAUUUUGAUACUUAUGUUCAUGGGGAUUCCUCCUUCAAGAAAUCUGAUUAGUCCCAGUAUGUAGUAAAGGAAAUGUAACAGGUUUUGAUAAAUAGUGAAAAACUGUUUAGCCGCUCAUGCUCUUAACAGUUGUGCUUAACACUGCUGACAGAGGCAGCUUUUUCUAGUAGUUAACAGACAUCAGGGCACACCCACCAUGAGUUUCUCUCCUGCAAGCGCUAUUGAAAUUAGUGGGGACUGCCCUUCUGCAACUCCUGUUGUACUUCCAGCAACCCACACCAUCAAGGAAUCAUGUUUACACUACAUUUUGAAAUUUCAGACCACCCUGAAUAAAAAAAAUCAUGAUUGGAGCUGAAACAUCAGAGUGACACAACUUUGUGUUAGUAUUUCAUACAAGAUGGGCAAUUACGAAUUCAUAAUCCAAACAUGCAAGAUCCAGAAUCCCUGUUAGAUAGUAUAUUUAUGUUGCUUUUUGUAUGAAUAUUGAGUUCUUUUAAAAAAUUGAAAAUCCAGCUUAUUCAGCUUUGACUAGCCAAAUAAGAAAGAGGGACUCCAGAUUACUAAGAAAGCAAUCAAGUAAAUAUUAAUCUGGCCUGGCCUGUUGUAAAAACAUUGUAAGUCUUAACUGCAUCCCCAGGAUAUAUGUGCAGAAAGAACAUAAGAGCCCAUCCAAAUCAGGCCAUCCUUUUCUGGAAAUCUGUUCUAACUCUGGCCCAAUGUGUUUUAAUCAAUUUCCCACAUCUCCUGUGAAGAGAGCUUUGUCUUCUUUAAGCCUCCUUUUAGCUAUCAAGAGGGCACUUAGAUAUUAGCCCCAACUGGCAAUGUUCUGCUGACUGAUUUGUCACUUGGUCUGCCAGUGGCCCACCAUUCAGUGUAAAAUAAAAUACAGUACAUUCAGAUGUUUUUGCUUAUCUUCAGUGGAAACAUAAUGCCUGUCUUCUACAAAAUUCCUAAAGUUUAGAAUAUAUAUAUUUAACCUUGACAGUCAAAGCAAAUACAAUUUUGGGGGUUAGAAUUUACAAUUCAAGAGGGAAGGAAGUGGCCUUCAUAUGAACAGCUAUCUUGAAUGCUUUAAUCAGGUAGAUGUCAAAUUGGAGUAGCUCUUAAAUUCAUCCCUUUCCCCCAGUAAAUUUGCUUUUAAUUAACUUUUUGAGAUAUGUAAUAUUAUUAGACUACUGUUACUAGCUUGUCAUAUAUAAAUAUUUGAAAUCAAAAGGAGCGAUACUGUCAUUUGGAAAAGGUAGUCUCUCUGUAGUGUUGCUUUCAAGUGAGUCUGUCUUCUGUUCACAUAAGUUAAAUAGCUUUAGAAUAAGCUUAAGUACAGCUAGUUACAUGUGUAGCACUUCACUCCUUUUUAAAUUGCCUUAGCCUUUUCAUGUCUAGUUGGUGACAAUUCCUGUAUUACAGUUUUCACUCCGUAAGUAGUAAUGGGUCUCUAGUAACCAGUGGUUGCAGGGAGAUUUCAAGUUUUCAGAGCUUUCAAUACACCGUGGGGUUUUAUGCUCCUUGGUGGUGUGCGGUGUAGCCUCUUCCCUCUCUAAGUCCUCCUGAAUAGUUUUGAAUUUAUAUUUUCCCUAAAAUGUGGGAACCCAAACAAUCCCGUGUUGCUAUGCACUAAGUGAGCAAUCCACCAAAAGCUGUACCAUUACAGCCUCUCUCCAUUUCAGCAGGGCUUGCACAGGGGAGCCCCUUGCAAGCAAGCUACUGAAACAAAUUGAGAUUUUUGCAGCUGUGGAAUUGGCGGAUGGUUCACAAAAUCUUCUGAUGCCUUUAAAUACCUUGAUGCCUGUAGAUGUAGAACUGCUUUCCUAUUUAAAACAAAAACAUAGACUUUGGGUACUAAAAAUGGUUGUAUUUGCCUUGUAAACACUUCAGUGCAAGGGUCUUAAUUUUAUUUUAAUGUUUUGCUUGUGUGAUGCUAUAGAUUUAAAGACUGUUAAUCUUGUGUAAUGUAGUGGAUAUAAAAGCACAUGAUUUCUAUUGGACUAUGCAACUUACAAUUUUCAGCAGCCGCCGCCUGUGACUGGCACUUUGGCAUCUACCUUGCUAGCCUCUCCUGCCUCCAAAUCUACACAAUUGCUUUCUAUGCUGAUGUCCAAUUUUUUAAAAAAAUAUUAUGGAAAGCAUUCAAUAACAACUCUCAGCAGAAAGAGUGGAGGCUUUUGUUAAUCAAAUGAGGAGGCAGCACAUGGCCCAUUUGAUAUGGGCUACUAAAAGCAGUUUUGGCUUUACCAAAGUUUGACCACAAUCUGGCACUCAUUGUAAUAAACUCUUCAUCAGAGAAAUGGAACUGCCAUCCUUUGUAAACCAAAGAUUAAAGAAGAAGAAAAAAAAGACAAAUUUUGUUUGUAUGCAAACAAAACUUUGAAAACUCUAUUUUUGAUACACAGAAUGAAUGUCAUUCCUUGAGAGGUUUGGAGACUAUUCAAAUUGAAGUUUUAUAUUUAACCAUGUGGGACAAUAAUGAUUUUAAGACUAAAGGUUACAUUCUAGAUGUUUACAGAGCCUUGUAUUGUAAUUUCAUGUACAUUUUGUGUAUUAAACCUUUUGUAAGUUAUGAUUGCAGUGCUACAUGCAGAAAUACAAAGGGAAAAACUUGCGUUUUAGGCUCUUGAAUCAUAGUGUUGAAAUAAAGAAGAAAAUGCAC
Podarcis lilfordi (Lilford's wall lizard) is the source of this 53442-nucleotide messenger RNA. The record is from the annotation of a GenBank genome assembly. NCBI's taxonomy places the organism in Eukaryota, Metazoa, Chordata, Lepidosauria, Squamata, Lacertidae.